Messenger RNA from Pelobates cultripes (western spadefoot toad), 58140 nucleotides. Lineage: Eukaryota; Metazoa; Chordata; Amphibia; Anura; Pelobatidae. The record is from the annotation of a GenBank genome assembly.
AUGGCCGCCACACGAGGCAAGAAGGUGAGGCAGCCGGCUAGAGUGGGGGAAGGGGCGCGCGCGCAGUAGCAGCGCGGCCCGACCUUCACAUGCUCGGGAGCCGUCGCCAAGCUAAGCGGAGGCUCACCGGCAUGGAUCCGAAGGUACAAAGACAGGGGAUUCCCCACAGCCACCCGCGGUCUGCGGGAGGGAGGGGAGAGGGUGGAUGGCAGCACUGCCGCACGCGGCAGUAACAGCCUCCAAGGGAGCACACCACGGGGGGAGCAAAUAAAACGAAAAUAAAAUAAAGUAGUAGGCUCCCAAUAAGCCCAAAGGCUAAAACUAGGAGCACACAAUAAAGCACAACAAAUCAGUAUAAUACAAUUCAAUACCAAGCACAGAGCAGAAAAAGGUGUACUUAACUGGUCUGAGAGCAGCAAAGAAAGAGGGGGAUUGUGGGUGCUUCAAGUAUAUUAUAGUCACUUCCUGUGUUAUGUGAUUGGUUGCUUGAGCACUGUAUUUUUUUGUUCAUUUCAGUUAUUUAUUUAUCUCUAUUUCUUUGUUGCUGAGAGUAAUAAAGAAAGAGAUAUGCAUAAUAGGAGCCUCCGUGUCUUUAAUAAAAUCCCCUUACAGGUCGGACAAAUGCUUUUUGUUGAAUAUUCAAUGGCAAGUGGAAGAGGGUACAAAGUUUAAACACCAUUAAAUUAAUUGCUCUUUAAUUUUAGACGGUUUAUUUUUUUGUGUGUGUUAUGGACAGGUAUCCUUGAACCGUUUUCUUUAAGGCUCCAAUGUGCAGGCAUCACUUUGUUAAUUUUGUUUAUUGUAAGGCAAUAAACCGUGGCCUCAUGUUUGUAAUAUGCAGGCAUCACAGAGCACACCAUCUCAGCUAUUACAUUUUUUGUGAUGCAAUAAACAGUAGCCUGAUACUUGUGCUUUGGCAUGUAAUAUACACAUAUGGCUAAACUGCUUUGUCAUAAGGAAAGCCUCCCUUGCCCGCUGCGAAUUAGCACUCCAAUAUGCAGAUGUGAUCAUCAUCUCCACUUUUUAGAAAUAAAAUUAGUGACCUGAAACUUCAGCUGCUGAGAUUGUGAGUUAAAGUGACUCCAUUACCUCUGGUUUCUUUAGCAUUAUUUCAUAAAGAUAAAAUCUUUAUGUAACUUUCAUGUUGACUGCAUUGGAAUUUCAUUUAAAUUCUAGUGCAGUUAACAGAUAUUAUUAAACAAAAAGGGACUACUUUCUCGUAUGGAAAAUACCAAAGGCAGAGCUUCCACCAUCAACUUUUGUCAAUUUCCAAGGCUAUGGGAAAGAGGCAUAUACUCAAACAUUGCGUGAGAUAGCAUACGGAGGGUCUUGAUGUCUUGUCCAUUGACAUCUGAGUUGUAGUCUCACACAAGAGUACAAUAGUAAUGCGCCCUCAUGAUGGAUGAAGUGCCAGGAGCUAAAGAAAUGAAAUUAAGAUACCUGUACGGGAGAGCUUUAGGUAAGUACACUGCUGCACACAGUGCAAGGAUGUCACCUUAGAGGGUCUUUGCAAAAUAUGCCCUGAAUGUGGAAGAGCUACUUUAAACAAGAAUUUUGACAACCCCAAGUGGAUCUGUCACUUUCGUGUGUCUGCAUGUGUUUUGCAAAGACCCCAGAAGGUGACAGGUCUGGUUAGGAUUCGGUGACCGUGGGAGGCAGAAAAAGGCAGGUUUUACUUAUCUGAGCUUUCCUUGCAGCCACUCCACGUUCAUCCGGGGGUCCAUUUUCAGCUUCUGGCACUUCAUCUGCCAGAAGCUGCAUCAGUAUUGUGCUCUCACAAAUGCACAAGAAUAAAACACUGGCAGGGCACUCCUGGCACUAUAACCACUACACUGAGAUAUGAAUAGUUUGACACGUGAUUCUCAUUUUAAUUUGAGGGCAUUGCUAUUCUGUCAUCAAAAACCUAGAACAUUUUCAGAUUAUCAGAUACUGCAAAAAUAUUUACACGAUUUCCAGCACUAGGCACACAGAAGACCAGUGCGUCCCUUGACAAUUCCCUUUAAUUUAUGUUGAGAACAAAUCAUUACAUUACAGAGAUAGUCCAGGUUAGCCACACUUAAGAGUUGCUUGGGCACUGUCCAAAGUGGGUGAAUGGGGGGAGGUGUAGGGGGAUAAAAAAAUAAAAUAAAUAAAUACCAAGGUGUGAUCUCAUAGUAAACAAUGCACAUGCCUGCAGUUAUUUGAGCUUUUAUUAUGUUAUCCUAUACUAUAGAGAGUAUUAGUGUGAGCCAUCUGCUAAGCCAUGUCAUUACUACCCCAUUAAUUCAACCAGUCCAUUACAACAGUACAUUCACUGCAGACUCAGACAAAGGGAAACCCCUCCUCCCUAGCACUCACUCCAACCAUUUUGCAUAGGAAAAUUAACAAAUAAAUAUAUAUAUAUCUCUAUAUUUGGGUGUCACCCACACAAGCUAAACCCCCCAACACGUCACUGGCCAUCACUGUGAGGGCAGAGGAGCUCAGGGAGGGAUUGCCUCUUCCCUCCUUCCAUUUUUUUUUUUUUGUGUGUGUGUGUGUCCUCAGCGCGCCCCCGGCUCUCCCGGAGCCCACACACCCCCCCCCAAAAAAAAUACCCAGAGCGCGCCCCCGGUGUCCUGGCGCCACGGGGAGCAGAGGAGGAGGAGGGAGAGAGAGAGGUAAGUGAGUGAGACAAGGAGGGAGGGGAGGAAGGUCACGUGAGGGUAACGUCUCGUCCUGUCUUUAAACUUAAAGCUUAUACUAAUAACAAUAAUACUAAUAAUAAUAAAGGGCAGGGGGCGGGGCCCGGGCCUGUGCGGAGGAAGCUGAGCAGGUGAGUGCCCUCUCAAUUGGUAGGUGGGUCUGUGGAAGCUGUGUGUGUGUUUAAUGUAACCCCGGGGCUGUGCUGAGGUCGCGCACGGCCCCCCGGGGCCUGGCCGGCCAGCUCCAUUACCCUCCCGCGAGGUGAGCGCUCCUGCUCCACACACCGGGCGCCGCCAUUUUCCCGCAGGUGAAGCGGCGGCUGACGCACUGUGCCGCACGGACCAACAUGGCGGCCGAGCACGGUUAGCAGCCGCCGCCGCCGCCGAGCUGUGUGCUGGCAGUGAGAGGGGGGGGGGAUAGCCUGCUCUCCUGUAUAGCCGGCCUUGCCCUCUCUCUCUCUCCCCCCCACACCCGGCCCGGGGGGGCCAUGCCGGGGAUGCUUGGCACGGCUCGAGUUAAACCGCGGACAAAGGGUUCAUUUUAGGUUUAGCUGUGACGGUUUUGUUUAGUCACGUGACCGCGCUCAGCCAAUCCCCUGACACCCUGGGUGAAGACGGGUAUAAGUACCAGGCGGACGCUGAGCCAGGCGGCCGCCAUUGCUAAAAUAUUUUUAUUUUUUUUUGUUGGGGGACGGCUGGGCAUGGAAAGUGAGUGGUGCAUGUUAUUUCCUUACUCCUAUUCACAGCUACAGGCAUGAGUGUUGGGUGCCUCGCCGGCCGGCCGGCUGAGUGAGUGACUGAGGCCUUGCUGUGGGGACUGUGGGGGCCACUUACCUGGACAGGUUGCUUGCAGCCAGGACUGACCGACAGGUAGACCCCCAUCCACCCCUUCCUCAAGGCUGGCAAAGCAUCAUGGGGUUUGUAGUUCCUCUAGGGGAGGGAGGUCUGCCUGUUGGACAGACUUGGAUUAUAUAGUUUGUUUUUAUGUCUGGGGAGCCAUUGGUCUAGCAGUAGAUGGACUGGUUGGCUUUGUGUAUUAUCUGUAUUAAAUAAGCCCAUUGUGUUAUUACCACCACUUCUUCAUCCUUUCAUACAAGAAAUAAUAAUACAACAGCUGUAAUGGACACAUCUGUGGUUGACUGGGCAUCAUGGUGAACAGACAAUACAUUUUUCUCACCACUAGGCCCAGACAUUUUUAGCCAUUUUUGUUUAUGAUCUUUACAAAAAUGCAGGCCUACACACAUUUAUGUUCUCUAAGAAAAUAUAUAUAUACAUACAUAUAGAUACACUCACACUACUUCUGCAUAUAUUUUGUUUGUGAGAUACUUUUUAUUGGUUGAUGCCUGACACAGUUGUUGACGUUUUUAUUGCACUGGUUUAACCUGUCAAUGAAUUUUGUGUAUAUAUAUAUAUAUAUAUAUAUAUAUAUAUAUAUAUAUAUAUAUUUUUUUUUUUUUUAAUGAGUGCCAGGUUAUUCACUAGCGUGAGACUUGUCGCAAUGGAUUUUAAAUUAAAAACUGAAGACAGACAGAAGACAAUCUCCAAGUCAGCUAUGCUUCUGCUGCAGCUAUUUUGGCCUUACAUUUGAAAUUCACUUCCAAUUUCUGACAAUUCUCACAAUAGUGAAUAUGCCUUUUUUGUCUUUUAAGUAAUCCAUAUUCCUACAACAUUGUAGGUUUGUGAUUUUGCUUUAACUUUGCUUUCACUCAGAUAUGGUAUAAAGAAUGAUAGGUGUGAGCUUGUGCUUCCUUGAGUGGUUAGUAUUUUCUUGUAUAUUGAAUGUGCCUUUUUUUUUCUUUUUUUUUUCUUCUGGGUAAUUCACUUUUAUAUAGAACCAUCCUAUUACAUAGCGCUUUACAAUUAUAAAAUGUGGAUAUUUUGAAGGUGAAAUAGGCUGUUCUCGAACAAACUUGCAAUCUGAAUGUUUGAGGUAGGUGAAUAUAUGUUGUCAGGUGUCUUUCCCAAGGACACUUACUGGUAAGGUUGUCUGACUGGGCUUUGAACCUAGGAACCAUGACCAUGGUUAAAACCUGUAACCUGUUAGCUGCAUAUUAAAUUUACAAUAUGUUAUCAGAGUUUCUGUGAUGCUAGAGGAGAUGGGAGUGUAAGUGGGGCCUUGUGCUAAAUUCAAUUUUGUGUUUUUUAUAGUCUUAAACAAAUCUUGACCUGUGUAUAGACAUGGUCUUGGUUUGAAGGAGACACUCUAGGCUGUAUCUCACCUAAUGCAUUAAAUUAAAACAUUCAAAUCUAUACAAAAAUAAGUCUAGGAAAUUAGGAUCCUGUAUUUCUUGUAAGUUCCUGGUCUAUGUAGCUUCACUAAUGAGCUUUGCUAAGUCUAGCAAUUGGCAAUCCUGAUUCAUCCAUACUGUUUUUAGACAGUGCAGAGUGUUUCUGAAUAUGGACACAAAUGUUCUAGUAUUUUGUGGUUUACCUGUCUGCAUUCUACAAUAGAAUACAACUUAAAGGGAUACUAUAAUUGCCAAGAAUGCAAAGCCGUAUUCCUGGCACUAUAGGUCCAUCUGCCUCCCACCAAUGUGAAUAAAGUGUUAAAAACCCUUAAUUUACUUACCUUACCCCAGUGGGUUGUUGCUCCGCCUACUCUAAUAUCCAGUAAUGAGCAAGUGCUAACGCACAUGCGUGGCAAAUGUAGUGCGUGCAUUAGACCUCAUAGGAAAGCAUUGAAUCAAUGCUUUUCUAUGGGGGAAAAUCUGAUGCUGGAUGUUCUCAUGCAGAGCGUGAGGACUCAGUUACUGGAUCCAGGAAGUGCCUCCAGUGGCUGGAGGCAGAUUUAGUGCUGCAAUGUGGACAUUGAAGUUACUCUGGAACUGCAAAGUUUAACAGUGCAGCACUAAGUACAAUAGGGACACUGCACCCAGACAACUUUAAAUAAGCUGAAGUGUUCUAGGUGCCUUAGUGUUCCUUUAACUACAACAAACCGUUUUUUAUGAUCCGAAAAGGGAAACACUUGUAUAUUUACAUUUUUUUUUUUUUCUAUUUAAAUGGCAGAUUGACUUUUAGCUGCAGUGAAUUUUUGCAUAUUUACGCAGUUAGAUGACAUUGGGAAACUUGCAUAGGUUGUUGAAGUGGUUUGGGUGCCUAAAUGUCCUUUUUUAAAGGGAAACUAUAGGAACCCAGAUCACUUCAGCAAUGAAAUUGUUUGGCUGCCAUGUCCCUGUAAUUUUGCUCAUGCCGUGUUAAAUAUUGCCGUUCUGCAGAACUUCAGAAUUUUGUUGUAAGCACCUCUAGUGUCACUCAGACAGCCACUAGAGGUGCUUACAACAAAAUAGCACUAUAAAACUCUAUUUCAGUCAGAUGGUCUCAUAAAGACUGUUUGAUUUUGCGCAGCGCAUCCUGUUGUCGUGAAUGCACACUAGCUUUCCUAUGGGAAAGCAUUGAAUGGGCUAAGUACAUUGAUCUCACUCUUGGCAAAGGAGGCGGGGCCAGCUAUGGAGAGAUCAGUGGGGCAUAUAAUCGUUUAUUAUAUGCAACUAUUUACUCUGUGGCCCUACAAGAUUUGCUUAUACACUGCCUGGCCAAAAAAAAAGUAGCCACCCAAAAAAAGGUCUCACUCUAAUAUUUUGUUGGACCGACUUUAGCUUUGAUUAAGGCACACAUUCGCUGUGGCAUUGUUUCAAUAAGCUUCUGCAAUGUCACAAGAUUUAUUUCCAUCCAGUGUUGCAUUAAUUUUUCACCAAGAUCUUUUAUUGAUGAUGGGAGAGUCGGACUACUGCCCAACGCCUUCUCCAGCACAUCCCAAAGAUUUUCAAUGGGGUUAAGGUCUGGAUUCUGUCGUACCCACUUCAUGUGUGAAAAUGAUGUAUCAUGCUCUCUAAACCGCUCUUUCACAAUUUGAGCCUGGCAUUGUCAUGUUAGAAUAUGCCCGUGCCAUGACGAAAGAAAAAAAUCCAUUGAUGGAAUAACCUGGUCAUUCAGGUAGUCAGCUUACCUCAUUCUUUGGGCACAUAAUGUUUCUGAACCUAGACCUGACCAACUGCAGCAACCCCACUGCCCCCACAUGCUUGUAGAGUAGGCACUAGGCAUGAUGGUUGCAUCAUUUAAUCUGCCUCUCUUCUUACCCUGAUGCGUCCAUCAUUGGUGGUUCCCCAUUAUCCUUCCAGUUUUUAAUAAUGGACAGUUCUUAACCCAAUUUUAUCCAAUAGGAGGCUCUUACCUGUUUGCUUAGUUAAACCCAGGUGGUGACUUUUGUUUUGGCCAGGCAGUGUAUUAUACAUGGAACAAUACUUGUGUUCUUAAAGAUUACUGAAGUGAUAGAAGCUACUACUGAGUUAUUGCCUAUGUUAAAGGAUCACUAUAGGGUCAGGAACACAAACAUGACUCUAUAGUGUUAACACCAACAUCUGGGCCCCUCAUGCCUCCAUAAAUAUAGUAAAAAUCUUACUGUAGUCAAGCCUGAAGCUGUAACUCAGAAAAACAAGCAGUCUGCUGACAUCAUUAGAAGUGGUGGCCUGAUCCAAUCACAGUGCUUCCGCAUAGGAUUGGCUGAGACUGACAAGGAGGCAGAUCAGGGGCAGAGCCAGCAUGAUUCAAACACAGCCCUGGCCAAUCAGCAUCUUCUCAUAGAGAUGUAUUGAAUCAAUGAAUCUCUAAGAGGAAAGUUCAGUGUCUGCAUGCAGAGGGAGGAUAUACUGAAUGUCUUUAUGCAUUUUAGGCAGCCAUGACCCAGGAAGGGUCUCUAACAUCCAUCUGAGGAGUGGCCAGUGUAGUUAUCACUAGGCCGGAAUGUAAACACUGCAUUUUUUCUGAAAAGACAGUGUUUACAGCAAAAAGCCUGAAGGCAAUGAUUCUACUCACCAGAACAAAUUCAAUAAACUGUAGUUGUUCUGGUGACUAUAGUGUCCCUUUAAUAAACCUGUAUGUAGUCAAAAGUGUUUUCUUUUCUUUUUUUGCUUACAUGUUGGGGUGCCAGUGCAUUAUGGGGGUUAAGUUUGGAGAGUUCCUUUAAAUCGGGGUGUAUGUGAACAGGCAUAUGUUGCGUUUUUAUGUGUAGAUGAUAGUCUUUAAGCACCCCUACCCUUAACAUUUCUUUCCUAAUUCACACUUAAUCUACCAUCCAUGCCUUCUCUACCCAUGCUCAUCCUCACUUUUUUCCACACUUAUUAAAUGAUCACCAUAGUGUCAGGAAAACACGGCCGCACGCGCAUUCAAACAGUCCAUAGGAAAGCAUUUCUCAAUGCUUUCCUAUGGACGUUCUGCACGCUGAAUGUGAUUUCCGCAUUCAGCGUCGCAGAAGCGCCUCUAGCGGCUGUCAGGAAGACAGCCACUAGAGGCUGGAUUAACCCUGCAAUGUAAAUAUAGCAGUUUCUAUGAAAGGGUUGAAAUCUGGGGGACCUGGCACCGAGACCACUUCAUUGAGCUGAAGUGGUCUGGGUGACUAUAGUUUCCCUUUAAUGCACUCAUUUGAUCCUCCCUGACAGUUCCCUUUAAAAAAAUUUAAGUUUCAUGUCCUUUGAGGGUCACAGCUUGGUUAUUGAAGGUCAGAUGGCUUUAUCCCCAGUGUCCAGUGGUGUGAGGAAGUUGGGUGGAAAAUGCCCUUGUUUUAGCCCUCUAUAUUACAAGGGAUCUGGUUUACACUCCCAUGGGUAAAGAAUAAGACUAUGUGGGGGAAGAGUCAAUCAUUUGGAACAGACAGGAUGUUUACAGGAGGUGAUGGUUAUAUUUCUUCAUGAAUUGUAUGUUUGUGUAAAAGAGCACUCUCAUCACUAUUAAAGGGAUACCAUAAGUGUCAGGAAUACAAAGUGGUAUUCCUGGCACUAGAGCUCCCUUGCCCGGGUGUAUAAAGGGUUAAAAACCCUAUAUUUACUUACCUGAACCCAGCGCGGAUGUCCCUCGGAACUGGAUUGACAAUUUGCCUCCUCUGACGUCCCGUGACGUGUUGGCGCUAAUGCAUAAGCACAGCAGAUUUGCAAAUCCGCACGCGCUUAAAACUUCUCUGAAACGUCAGUGUAUGACAUUGCAGCACUAAGUGCAAUGGGGACACUGCACCCAGACCACUAGCCGGCUCCAUUAUCCUCCUGUGAGGGAGUGGUCUGGGUGCCUACACUAUCCCUUUAAUGUUUCCAUUCGGUGUAGUGGUUAUGGUGCAUAGAAUCAGUAGGUGUCUUCUAGUUUUUGUCAAAGAGUGGUUUGAGAAAAAAAAUAUUUAUCUCUGCCUCAUCUUUAGCUGCCUGGAUAUUGUAGAAUUUACACUUCUGCAUUAUCAAGAAGUGUGCUCUAGGUGCUUCGUUUUUGCUCCUUCAAAAUCACCCCAAACAGCUUUCCAUAAAAACAGGUUAUGUGACUAUAUACUUGCUGUAUCAUAACUACUAUGGGGUGUUUCUCUGAAACUGCUAUGUUUUACAUAUGAAGGGUUAAAACCAGAGGGACCUGGCACACAGACCACUUCAUUGAGAUGAAGUGGUCUGGGUGACUGUAGUGUCCCUUUAAUAUCUUCUAGGAACCUGGCUCUAUGUAAAUAAAACUGAAGUUGAUGAAAUAUAAAUGCUUUAGAUGACAGUCCUUAUUUUUAUUUUUUGCCUUUUAUUUAGUAAAUGCUGCAAAGUUGCAUUUAAAACUGUGUUCGGAUUGGCUCAAAACACAGGAAAGCAGUCACAGUAAAAUGCCAUGAUUAAUUACAAAUUGACAGCUCGGUAUUGCAGAAUUUUCUAGUAGGCAUCUUGUCACCUAGAAAAUACACAUUUCUUGGUGCAAUUAAAAAGUAAAAAUGAAAUGCUAUAUCCUCAAAUGAGACACUAUAGCUGUAAUGGAUUUGGUGCCAGAUGUCCUCAGUGCCAAUCCACAGUAAUUGGUUAAACUGUUUUCAGACAGUUGACACUUACCUGGGUCUGCUCAGUCAACUGUGCUUCAGACUCUUUUUUUCCCCUUUUGCUUUAGACAUCUCAUUUCAUGGCUGUUUUAGACAGUACUCCUGUGGAAAUGGGGACCUCUGAUUUAGUGAUACUUAAAGAGGAUGCCAAACUGCGGGUAGCCAGACAGUUUGACACCGCUUCACUACUGAUGGCACCAGGGGACUCCAUUUUGUAAUGUAUGGUAAAUAUCCUGGCUCAGCUAUUUCCAUUGCCCCUCUUCUAAAGGGUCACACUAGUUUUUAAUGCAAGUUAAAACACACGCUGCUGUGUACCACAUUGGACCACUGCCUUCAGAAGUCAGAAGGGGCUCUUGGAGCUCAGAGAUCAGAGCUCGAGCAAGAAGUACUGAGUACAUUACAGUGUUGUCACAAUGACCUUUGCUUCAGCUAGUUCUAAACCCCGCUCCUGAAUUCAAGAAACUUUGUGCUUUGAGAUGUCACUAGUAGUUUCUGAGGUAAACGUUAUGAAAUUUAAAAUUAAAUGGGAAAGAUAAAGGAAGAAGGGCUGGGACAGGGUCAUGUAAAGUGUUCACAUAGUUGUACAAAGUGAGGUUAGGUAGGGGAAGUGAUUAAGUGAAAUGGUAGGAGGCACUUCUGCAUUUACAUGCAUAUAUAAACACAUUUAAUUAAAAUUCCAAUGUACUCAAGAUAUAGAACAUGGGAGGUACUACUUAGUCUUGUGGAAAAAGAAUUUGAGGCAUAUGUGUAGCAAAGCGCAAACCUUCAAGAAGCUUAUUGUCGUUGUUAAAGGGACGCUGUAGGCACCCAGGCCACUUCAGCUCAUUAAAGUGGUCUGGCUGCAAACUCCCAUCACCCUUAACCCUGGCAAGGUAAUUAUUGCAGUUUUUACAAUAUGCAUGAGGACUUCCAGCGUCACCGGAAUCUCCCCCCCCCCUGGCCCUCACCCCUGAGCUGCGGGUGGGGGCCCUAAGUCAUUACUAGACCCAGAGGCUUUAUUCUUCUUGGCCCGUUUUUCCAUUGCAUUAUGGGGGUGUGUGGUUGGUUCAUCGUUGGUGUAACACCUGGUGUGCUGUUUUUUUUUUUUUGUUUUGUUUUGUUUUUUAGCUCAGCUUGCUGGUCAGCUCCGCCCCCACUAUAUAAUUUUUUUAAAUGUUUAUGUAUAGGUAUAUAGUGAUAUAUACGCAUAUACUUGUGUGUGUGUGUGUGUGUGUGUGUGUAAAAAUAUAUAUUUUGUUCUGCGUGUAUUUUGAUAUUAAUAUAUAUUUAAAAAUAGAACGAAAUUACACAUAUAUAAUUUGGAUUAAUUUUUAUUUUUUAAAGUAUUUACAUAUAUAUUUUAUAUUAUAUAUAAUUAAACUAUCAUUCUGCGUGUAUUUUGAUAUUAACAUAUAUAAUAUACAUAUAUUAAAAUACAUAGUGUGUGUGUGUGUGUAUAUAUGUAUGUGUAUGUGUGUUUGUGUGUGUGAUCUAAGUAUAUACAAGUUAAUUUUAAACUGUUUUUUUAACUUUUUUUAAAAAUUUUUUUUUUAUUUCAGGCAGCAGGGGGAGUACCUGUCAUUACAGACACUCCCCCUGCUGGUAUUGCCAUGGACGGCUAUGCCGUCCAUGUGAUCGCGAGGUCCUCGCAAGGACCUCGCGAUCACAUGGCACAGGGGGGCCGGAGAGGAAGGAGGGGGACUCCCAUGUGAGUCCCCAGAUUGCGAUCGCCAGCGACCGGGUAAGUAGAAAGGACGGCGGGGACGUGCUAUGCUGUCCUUAAGGGGUUAAGGUGGAACACCUGGUAGGGGUAAAAACAUGCACUGAUCCCUUUGCAAACUGAGCAUGCACAUAUCAUGCUGAACAGUAAAGCUACCUCUGUUCCAUGGUAAUUCAGAAAUGGGACAUGGCCCUGAGAAUUUCUCAGUGAAAGGCUGUCGUGUGUAAACAGGGGCUCUAUAGGAAACAAGGGAUCUGUUUCUUCAGUUUGCUAGAACAGUGACCGCUUUCUCAGCGCCAUCACUCUUGUGCAGCAUCCUGGUUCAGAAUCUGGGAGGUCAUGAUGUUCCAUUCUUCUACACUAGGGGUCAGCAACAUAUGGCACGUGUGCCAUGCAUGCAUGGUACUUGAGGUCCCAAUGGGACUUCAGGUAACGCUAGUAAAACCUGAGCGGUGGUUGCAGAUAGUGAUCGACAAUCCUCAGUUUACAUAUUGUAACACUUAGAAAGUGAUCUCUGGUCACUUCUUCCCCGUAGUUGUGAACAGGAAUCUGCACUGGCCUAGAUUAGCUAUUGCAGAUCCAGUACUGUACCUGUACCUGGCCAUCCAGGUUACCACUAGACCCCAGGGAAGACACACACACUGCUAGAUAUACAAAGAGCUGCAUAAGAAGCCUCACGCUCAUACAAAUAAUACAAACAAUCCACACACACAGUUACCACUGACAAUGCACAUACACACAUGCAAGCAUCCUCUCACGUUCAAUACCAUAAGCAUUCCCCACACAUACACACACCACCAAACACAAAAUGUGACAUCAUCCAGACACAAUUCCAUAAGCAACCACCAUACACAGCCCACAUUCAUAGGUAUCAUAAACAAUACCACAAACUAGUAAUCAUUUUCUUAUUUAUAUAGUGCCAGCAAAUUCCGUAGCACUGUACAAUGGGUAUGAACAUAUACAAUAUAACAGCUCACAUACACACAAAUACAACCCUACAAAGCAACUAAAGCACCCAUAAAUAACACAAGCGUAAUACGGCAACAUAUAAACCUCAGUUUAAGAAGCAAAAAAAAAAAAAAAAAAAUACGGUACACCAAGGGACUUCAAGAUCUUGUUUUGGCACACAACUGCUAAAAGGUAGCCUAUACCUGUCCAACUCUGUCUUAAAGGGACACGAUAGUCACCAGAACAACUACAGCUUAAUGUAGUUGUUUUGGUGAGUAUAAUAGCUCCCUUCAGGCAUUUUCAUGAAAAGACUGCCUUUUCAGAGAGAAGGCAGUGUUUACAUUGCCCCUAGGGACACCUCCAAGUGGCCACUGGAGGGACUUUCUGGCUCAGGGCUGCACAGUAAGCAGCCCUGCUGUUCAGCGUGGGGACGCUGAAUUUUCCUCAUAGAGAUGCAUUGAUUCAAUGCAUCUCUGAGAAGGUCCUGAUUGGCCAAAAUUGCAUUUGGCUCCGUCUGUGCCGAUUUAGCCAAUCCAAUGCUUUCCCUAUGGGAAAGCAUUGGAUUGGCUAAAAAUCUGAUAGUUUGAUGUCAAAGGGGGCGGAGCCAGCGCCAGGCAGACCGCACGGCGCUGGCAAUAAGGUGAGUUUUAACCUUUUUAUAGAGGGGCUAAGGGGGCAAGCCUCCUAAAUGGUGGGUUAAACACUAUAGGGUCAGGAAUACAUGUUUGUGUUACUGACCCUAUGGUGAUCCUUUAAUAGAACUCACAAGGGCAAAGCACUUACAAAUACCUGGAUUUUCUUUUCCCAGUAACUUCCUUGCCACCAUUAGAGGUUAGCAGCGGGGUGGCGAAAGAAUAAAUAAAUUUUUUUUAAUUUAUUUUUUUUGUUCUCUAAUUUAUCUUGUCCUUGUACAGCACGUGCAUUCCACCUGUGAUUUUAAAAAAAAUUAAAAAAUUUUUUUAAUGUUCAGCUUCAUUGCCAUGCCUGUUGAAUAAAAAAAACUUUAAAGGAACACUAUAGUCAUCUAAACAACUUUAGCUUAAUGAAGCAGUUUGUAUGUGUAGAUCAUGCUUCUCAGGUUUCACUGCUUAAUUCACUGCCAUAUAGGAGUUAAAUCACUUUGAUUCUGUUUAUGCAGUCCUUGUCACACCUCCCCUGACUCUGAUUGACACAGCCUGCAUGAAAAAAACUGGUUUCACUUUCAAUCAGAUGUAAUUUACCUUAAACAAUUGUAUCUUUUUCUCUGUUAGUUGAACUUUAAUCACAUACAGGAGGCUCUUGCAGGGUGUAGCAAGCUCAUAGCAGGGGAUAAGAAAAUCUAAAUUAAACAGAACUUGCAAUAAAGGAAGGAUAAACUGUAGAUAACUUUUUACAGGAAGUGUUUAGUGAGGCUGUGCAAGUCACAUGCAGGGAGGUGUGACUAGGGUUCAUAAACAAAGUUAUUUAACUCCUAAAUGGCAGAGAAUUGAGCAGUGAGACUGCAGGGGCAUGAUCUAUACACCAAAACUGCUUCAUUAAGCUAAAGUGGCUUUGGUGACUAUAGUGUCCCUUUAACCUACAAAGCGUACCACUACAUUUCAUAAAAUUUACAAAACAUACCGCAACAUAACACUUUCAUGACUAUUCACCAAUGUGUGACUUGUUUAGACUUCAAAGUUAAUUUGUUGUUUCUAGACUAAAUAAAGUAUAAUUGGGAAACACAGCAGUGUGUUCAGUUUACAAAAAACAAGUCCUGCGCUCAAACUGCCAUCGAUGCGGCAGCAACGACCAUAGUACACAUCAGCUCCAAUACAUACAGUAAAAAACAAAGGAAAAAAGUAACCUGCGCUCACUCUCUCCCCCAAAUCCCUAAGUAUAUUUAAACAAACUGAGGAUAUUUAGUUUCUCCAAUGGCUAUUGGAGGGAAUUCCCGCCUGCCCUGUCAAGGCAACCUCUCAGGUGUGUUCAGUUUGACUAUUUUGAACUAAAAUUGGAAAUUGUGAAUUCCUUUACAUUUACAGUUGAAUAAUCUACCUGCAGUUGCAGGUUAUUUUAUAUGGUGACACAAAAGUUGGUCACAUUUAUUCACUCCGUUACUAUGAAACUCCCAAAUAAACUCUGGUGCAAACAAUUACAUUUAGAAUUUGUAUCAUUAGUUGAAUAGAUGAUCUGUGUCGCAUUAUCUCAGCAUAAAUGCAACUGUUUCUGGCAGACCUGGUACUUUGUUAAAAAGUAUAUGUAGACAAUUACCCUUAUGAAGACUAAGGAACUAUCAAAACUAGUCUAAUGUUCAGUUACAAAAAGAAUAAAAAAAUAAAAAUAAAAAAAAAUCAUCCUAUACAUUGAAAUACAUUCAACAACACUGAAUCUGUUUUUAAACCAAUAAAACUUAAGGGAAAGGAGGGCAGUAGUCAGACAAGCAACUUCGGGGCUAAUAAUAACCGGAGGAGUUGGAGAAACAGUGCAUGGGACAACUGUUACAGUGGUACUUCCUGGCUGGGUUUUAUUGAUGUAUAGCAAGAAUAAAGCCAUUAUUUGCAAGACAGCCCAUAUGGUGCGUUUGCAAACAGGCAGGUGGUAUACAUCAUACUUGGGUGUUGAGGGGGCCACUGAAUGCGGUCUGGUCAGGGAUGUGAAAAGUAUACUACCUGAUGCCUAGGCAGUUUAUUAAUUCUUUAAGCGUAGCAGAUAUGCCCUGUGGGGUAUUCGUUCCAGGGCAGACCUCUGUGAUCACUCAUGGUCUGGCCCUUUCUGCUGAGUCAGUGAUGCUGCUGGAUGUUCCCAAAAUGCACUCUGGCUCACUGAAUGACUGGACUGCAAGGGUGCGAUUAUUUAGGUUUACAUUAGCUGGAAAAGGGAUAUGAAAAUUAUAAAACCAGAUGCCUGGGACAUGCAGUUCAAGGUCAUUGUUGCUUGUGAUCCAGCGCAAUGUAGUGAGUCAGAACACAGCCAUUGGAUGUUCCCAGCAUGCUCUCUCUCACUGAUAUUUGUAUUAACUGGAGAUGCAGCCUCAUGCUAGCCCACCAGGUAGAUUUAACUUUUGCUCAAAAACCAGUAACAAUGACCCCCCAUCCUCCCCCAUUGGACCAUCAGGAAUCAUUGCCCCCUUUUCUGCAGGGGGGGCUUCGCAUACACCACACACAUCACAUACAACCAGCUCUCAUUCACUAUGACAAAGGGCGUAAUUCCCAAAACCUUUUGCAAAAUAAACUCAAAUGGCAAACCUGAAGCUAAAAUAAACAUGGCAUAGUCCAUGUCAGUUAUUUUUUUCUUCUUUUUUUUUUUUUUCUUCUUCUUUUAUGUUUUAAUUCACAGUUUAGCGAAUAACACUGUCAAUAUCCAGGGCUGUUGGCAGAGGUCCCAAUCUUUGUAAUUUAAAUUGUUUAUUGUCAGGACUAGUUGGUUGUCCUGCCGGACAAGUAGAUUGGGUUUCCAUUUUAGUCCCUUGGACAGGUAGAUUUUUUUUUUUUUUUUUUUAUUCCACAUCCCUGGUGUUGCAAAUGUAGCACUGUUUCUCACCAUGUGAACACUGUCAUGGUGAGAGUAACAUUGUGUUUACAGGCCUUUUCUCAUCAGGUACUCGGACACUUGUCAGAAUUAAGGGGCGGGAUGGGUGGAGCUAAAUAUAGUGCAAGACCCAUGACUUAAACAUUCCAGCUGGAUGAUAACCCUAAACAAGCAGCCAGAGGUGUAAAACCAAGCAUCUGAAUGUCUUAGAAUGGUUGAGAAUCUAUGGAAAUACUUUUCUCCAACAGUCCCCAUUCAACCUAACUCUGCUUGAGUAAUUUUAUGGUUGAGAAUAAUUGAAACGUGUAGGUUCUAUAUGUUCAGUUUGUAUGGACUAACCACAAAAGACUUACAGCAGUACUUUCAGCCAAAGAUGGUUCUAUUACAUCUAACUCAAAAGGAGUGAAUACUUUCUAACCCACUGUCUGUUUUACUUGUACUUUUUUUUUUUUGUUAUAAAAUAUUUUUGCACUAAGUAUUGGGUGGUGGUAAUAAUAUAUAAAAUAAAUCUUAAACCAGAAUUGUAACUUCUCUGAAAGUGACAGUUCGUCAUUGUCUUACCCCAGUACAGUGAAGGUAAGUAGAACAGCAUACCUUACUUUCAUGAUCAGGUGACCUCACCACAUCAUGAUGCUAGGCUUGAUUGGGCUCUUUCAUAAAAAAUUGCCAUAUACAUAUGCGCUCGGGCAUUGCUUCCAUAGGUUAAAAUACAAAGUAUGCCAGUAGUACUAUACAUAUACAGGCUAGUGACUAGUAUGAGAGAUGUUGAAAGAAAAAAAUUAAAUAAAUUGGGAAAAAACAUAUGAUAUGCAAAUCAGCAUGCAUGGAAGACAACCUAACAAGUACCCAGUCUGAAGGCCUGAGAUUGAGACCCAUGAUCAAGGAAGAAGCAAAUUCACUGCCAGAUGACUGCCGUGCAAUUAGGGGUAAACACCAGCCAGCCCCCAGGUAAAAAAUGAGCAGGCACCCAGGUGUGUCCCAAUUUAUGACAGAAGCUGCAAGUGGGAAAGGAAGGGGUAUUGGUGUGCCAGAUUGUGGAGAUGUCCUUUCCCCAUAUGAUGGACAUUUUGAGAUAUACUGUAGUUUAGGGAGAUGUAUCCCCUGAUAACUCAUCACCUGGGAGUUGUAAAGGCUGUCUCAGCCAGGUUGGGUGUCUGAGAGCUACGGCCCAAUGACUGUUUGGAGUUCACACGUGCUCUGGUUGAGUAUACUGACCCUAGUGUCCUGACAGAGAUUCAAUGGAAUACAGAACAGAGAAAGUAAAAUGCAUAGUUAAGACUGUGCUGUGGUAGAAGCCUUUCAUGUGCCUUACAAGUUGCCAUAUUAGGCAAGUUUGCACACGCUUUGCAGAUAAGUCUUAAUUGAUAUAUAUUCUAACCCCCACCAGUCCAAAAAGAUAGGAGGAGGACCCAAGAAGAACUGCAACGGCAAACAUUAAUGGCCAUUUAUUCCAGGUGGAAGACUGGCUGCUUCCUCCACCAGGACAGCCAAAGAGGCCUUAGAAAUUGGGCAGCUGAAGUCUGUUGCUGGGACAAAGCGACAAGUGCUAGAGAUCUCCGUUGACGCCUUGCUGUGUCCUCAAACAGUCUUUUCCUAUUUAAGUGUGACAUUUGCAGGGUUAACCUGAAAAAUAUUGAAAAUAGUUACAGAGCUCAAAUGAUCUGCUUGCACUCAGUAUGGCUGCCCCACCCCUAAAUUAAAACAUUUUAUAUAUUUAUAAUAUUUACAUUACUUUGAUUUACCAGACAAAUAUAAAAUAGUUAUUGUUUUUUAAUCCCUUGGCAUUCCAGUCUAGUUUCACAUGUUAAAGGACCGCUAUAGUGUAAGGAAAAUAAACUAGUUUUCCUGGCAUUAUAGGGUCAUUAGGGCCCACCCGCCUGCUGGGCUCAAGGGGUUAAAACUCUCCUCCCUCUGCCGCCGUCGGCUCCGAAUACGCAGCAAGAGGCGCGUGCAAAUUUCAUAGGAAAGCAUUACUCAAUGCUUUCCUAUGGACGUCCAGCGUCUUCUCACUGAUUUUCACAGUGAGAAUUGCUGAAGCGCCUCUAGCGGCUGUCAGUGAGACAGCCACUAGAGGUUGGAUUAACCCUCAGUGAAACAUAGCAGUUUCUGUGAAACUGCUAUGUUUUCGGCUGCAGGGUUAAAACUAGGGGGACCUGGCACCCAGACCAUUUCAUUAAGCUGAAGUGGUCUGGGUGCCUAUAGUGGUCCUUUAAUUUAUGCUGUAUUGAUUUUAGUUUGGGUUUAGCUUCAUUAAAGGCAUGGAGGAAAGGCCUAAGGUCCUCAAACCAUUGCACACAAGGGUUGUUGCUUUUACUGUUAAUAGCAAAAUACAUCUUGGCUGGUUAUAGUAAUAAAAAAAUGAAUUUCUCUUUUGAAUAAUUCAGGAUAAAAGAGAGCUGAAGGCUGUCUUUUGGAAAACAUGUUGAAAAAUUAAAAUGCAUUGAUGUCACAAAAACCUUACCCAUUCUUUUUUUUUUUUUUUUUUAACUUUAUUUAAAAUAUUAUUUAUCCAUUAACAUCAACCUGUAUUGUUCACACAAUGCAAAGUAUUCGUAAGUACUUUUCUCUACGAGGUUUAAUUCCUGUAAAACUUUUUCAAUGAGCAGUAGAAAGGUAUUUUGCAAGACCAGGAUAUAUCUACCCAAUCCUAUUCCAUUUUGGAAAUUAUACGGUCAAUAUAUGGGAACAUCUUGUCUUCCCUCCCUCAAGUGUUUCUAUUCCCGUGUCUUCUUCCAUGUCAAAAGCACUACCAUCGGCUCUACCUCACAGGCUCACUGCCUAGGUGUUUGUUUUUCCCUCCAACCUAUCCUUCACCUCUCGUGUCCAGCUGAUGGCCAAAUCCUGCUAUUCCAUCUCCAAAACAUUUCCAUUCUCACAUGCUCCAAUCUUACAUGUAAUCUUAAAACCAUCCACACAAGCACAACAUGCGACCUGAGUCUUCAGCAAAAUGCACCGUUAUGAAGACAAUGGUCGAAAUGCAUUGUGCUUGUGGUUUCAAAAGCAAACCUCUCUAAUUUGUUAAAAUUAAUUGACAGAUUAUAAAUCUGCCCAUAAAGCGUAGAUUGGGGAAGGAUAGCUGAAAUUGAGGAUUGUGGUUGGUAAAACUGCCAAAUAUAACAAAUCCACUGCAUAAGUAAUUACUUUAUGAUUAUGUGACUAGUUUGAAUGGUUUUUGGUGUCUGGAGACUCCUGGCAACUUUCUUCCUUUCAGUGUUAAACUUUUCUUAAUUUUUUUUUUUUUUUGCUAAACAAUAGUCCCAAGAACCCAUACCGUUUGUGGUGAUUAGACUAAUGAGAAAACUUUGAUUUGAUAUAUAGUGGGCAGCUGUGAUAGGCUGAAAGUAGUCAAAUGGAACUCUCAGUCAAUCACAGUGCACAUUGCUGGUUUGAAUUAAUAUUACUAAAAUCAUUUUUGUAAUAUCUGCCUUAGUGAUGCCUCCAGUAUGAACCAGGCUGUGGGUGGACUUCGGACCCUUAUAAAGUGUUAAGUUGCUUGAAAUUGGUUUAACCCCUUAAGGACUGAGCCAAAUGUACACGCUGUGAACGAAACAAAAUGUAAACAAAACCUGGCAUUUGCGCUACAUGUCUGUCCAACCAUAAUUCACCUCUUUCAUAUUAAAUGCACCCACCCUUAUUAUAUAUCAUUUUAUUCAGGGGAAAAAGGGCUUUCAUUUAAUAUCAAAUAUUUAGCUAUGAAACAUUUAAUAUGAAAAUAAUGGGAGAAAAUCCGAAUUUCUUUUAAUUUUUUUAGUUCUACAUGACAUUUUAACUGUCAAUGUCUUAAUACUGUUUGCUUUUACUGCAAUAAAAUACACCUAUUUGUAUUCCGCAAAGUCUCACGUGUAAAACAGUACCCCCUAUGUACAGGUUUUAUGGCGUUUUGGGAAGUUACAGGGUCAAAUAUAGCACGUUACAUUUGAAAUUGAAAUUCGCCAGAUUGGUUACGUUGCCUUUGGGACUUUAUAGUAGCCCAGGAAUAAAAUUUACACCCAUAAUGGCAUACCAUUUGCAAUAGUAGACAACCCAAGGUAUUGCAAAUGGGGUAUGUCCAGUCAUUUUUAGUAGCCAUUUGGUCACAAACACUGGCCAAAGCUAGCGUUAGUAUUUGUGUGAAAAAUGCAAAAAACGCCAAUUUUUGCCAGUGUUUGUGACUAAGUGGCUACUAAAAAAGACUGGACUUACCCCGUUUGCAAUACCUUGGGUUGUCUACUAUUGCAAAUGGUAUGCCAUCAUAGGGGUAAUUUUCAUUCUUGGGCUACCAUAGGGUCUCAAAGGCAACGUAACCAAUCUGGCGAAUUUUAAUGUGAAAAAAAUGAAACGCAAGCCUUAUAUUUGACGCUGUAACUUUUGAAAACACCAUAAAACCUGUACAUGAGGGGUACUGUUGUACUCGGGAGACUUCGCUGAACACAAAUAUUUGUGUUUCAAAACAGCAAAAAGUAUCACAGCAAUAAUAUCGUCCGUGUAAGUGCUGUUUGUGCAUGAAAAAUGCAAAAAAGUCACUUUUACUGGCGAUAUCAUCGUUGUAAUACAUUUUACUGUUUUGAAACACUAAUAUUUGUGUUCAGCGAAGUCUCCCGAGUAGAACAGUACCCCCCAUGUACAGGUUUUAUGGUGUCUUGGAAAGUUAUAGGGUUAAAUAUAGUGCUAGCAAAUUAAAUUCCCUUUACUUUCGGCAUGGGUUGUCAGGCAAGUCCCACUAAUUGUAAUUAAUUAAGAUACCUAAUUAUGUAAAAAUAUUACAUAAAUAUAUAUGUAGAAUUAAUAUAUGUGUGUGUAUGUAUGUGUGUGUGUGUGUGUAUAUAUAUAUAUAUAUGUGUGUGUGUAUGUAUGUGAAUCUAUAUGUGUGUAUGUAUGUGUAUAUAUAAUAUAUAUGUUUUUAAAAUAUUUUUAUUUAUAUAUAGGUGUGUGUGUGUGUGUGUGUGUGUGUGUGUGUGUAUGUAUAUAUAUAUAUGUGUAUAUAUAUAUAUAUAUAUAUAUAUAUAUAUAUAUAUAUAUAUAGUAUGUAGAUAUAUAUAUUUCGUUCUAUGUGUAUUUUGAUAUUAAUAUCACAAUAGUUAGAACGAAAUUACACACAUCUAUAUAUUUUUUAAUAUUUUUUUAAAUUUAUUAUUAAUAAUUAUAUAUUUAAUCAGUAUCAGUCUACGUGUAAUUUGAUAAUAUAUAUAUAUAUAUAUAUAUAUAUUUUAAUAGUAAAAUACACCUAUACGGUGUGUGUGUGUGUGUAUGUAUAUAUGUGUGUGUGUGUGUGUGUGUGUAUAUAUAUAUAUAUAUAUAUAUAUAUAUUUUUUUUUUUUUACACUUAUUAAUUUGAUUUUAUUUUCAGCCAGCAGGGGGACCACCUGUCAUUACAGGCAGCCCCCCUGCUGGCAAUGCAGGAGGCAGCCUACCCGGCCAUGUGAUUGUGGGGUCCUCGCAAGGACCUCACUCUCACAUGGCCUGGGGGGCUGCCAGGAGGAAGAUCUGCUGCGGGGGGGCUCCCUGGGAGUCCCCCCCACCGCGAUCGCCGGCGUGGGACCGCCGGCGACCGGGUAAGUAAGAGCCGCGUUUAGAGCCGCCUAAAAUAGGGCGUAAUUGUACACCGUCCAGUCUUAAGGGGUUAAAGGGAAACCAUAGUGCCAGGAAAACAAAGUUGUUGAUGGAGGAAGAGGAUCAGGCUAAGGGGAGAUAAGUUUGUGAUUUAUUAUUUGAUCAGUAGGUUUACUUUCACACUAGUUUUUGGUUGGAGUAAGUUUAAUCACUCUCGCGAUUUCAAUAGAAUGUGCACACAAUAUAGUUAUCCUUCCCAUGAAAUCUUGAAACUACAUAGCAAAGCAGAUUGCAGCAUAAAUGUACUAUGCCAGGAAUCCAUAGUAGCAAACUGCAAUAACUAGUCAUCCCAUAUCCAUGUUCAGCCUUCUCGAAUGUAGAUAUGGGCUGAUUAUUGCCCCUUGCACUACAAAACACUGGAUGGCACAUUCAUGCUGCAAGUUGAUUUGCUAUUUAGCCCCACUAGAAGAAUAUAAGGUUCACAACUUAGUAAAUUGUUAGCGUGAUGCAAGUUAAUCUUUCCAAAAAAAAAUAAGAAAUUAUAAUAAUAAUAAUAAAUUCUAUGUGGCACUUAAAUUGGCAUGUGUAUUAUAGUUGCUUACAUAAUUUCUUAUUAAUAAACUAUAUUUUACUUAAAAAGAACAUUUCAAUUACAAAUUAUUUGACAGUUUUAAUUUGUAUUUCAGUUUUUUUUUUUUUUUUCCAGCUUUUAAUUAUGUAUGUAGGGGAGAUUUUUGUCCUUUUUCAAAUCAAAGUUUUGAUCAAAGAUUGAUCACUUUGUUUAUGCAGCCCUAGUCACACCUCCUUGCGUGGAACAUGUACAGCCUUCCUAAACACUUCCUGCAAAGACGGACCUACUGUGUAAACUUCCUUUAUUGCAUAUUCUGCUUAAAGGACCACUGUAGUGCCAGGAAAACAAACUUGUUUUCCUGGCACUAUGGGGUCUUUGGGUCCCUUUCCCGCCGGACUCGAGAGGGGUUUAGGGGUUAAACUCUUACCUUUCUCCAGCACCAGGCUCCCUCGGCGCUGGGGUAAACAUAACUAUAGUAAAGUUUGCCAAUUGCAAGAAGAAAAAUGUAGCAUAAGAGGGUAUUGUGAUACGUACAUUUAACAGGUUUAUUGCCUGCAAUCUACAACAAUCUACUUAUAAGCAAGCUACCAUGCUCAUAUAGCCCACCUGUGCUUUGGUAAGCUAUGUGUCUUAUAAUGCUGGUUUUCAUUCGAGAAUCGUACAAAUAAAAUGUACCAUAUUUGUUUUAGGGUUUGGAAGAAAAUCCACUUGAUCUUUUUGACUUCGGGAGGACAAGCAAUUGUAAGUAUAACAUGAAAGAUUUCCCAGUUUUGGACACUCUGUUUGGGUUUAUAUAGAAUUUAAUGAAUGCAUGAAAACUGCAUCCAGUCAGGAAGAGAAUAAGUAACGGAUGGCAGCACUUACAGAGAGACGGGAGUUUAAGAAUCUCCUGUUAUGUAAUGAUGUUACAAGAAACAUAUGAGAUAAAAGUGCUUGCUAGCGAACAUCUGUUGCAUAAUGCCCUUUGAAGUGUCUAUAGCUAUAGAGGUGUUUUGUUCUUGCUUUCUUUCCUUCCCUUUGCCCAUAGUACUGCUAUUCGUAGUUGUACAAUUCCUUUACAAUUUAGGUUUGUAUGAUUGAUCAUUCUGUAAUGUAAGUUAACAGGGUUACAAAAUAAAAUUCUGAUUGUUUAAUUCAUUACAGUGAAUUCCUCUAGUAGGCUGUUGCACUAUACAAAUUGUAUCUCUUUUAUCCUUUAGACUGGCAUAUUUUGUCCUAGAGGUUGUUACCACCUAUGUUACUUUCUAGUGACUUUGACAGUUUAUCCUUCUUUUAUAGUUGUUUUGUUUAAAAGUAAUGUUACCAUGAACCCCUUGCCGUAGACAGGCUUUCUUAACAGACUUCAUCACAUCCACCCUUACACAUUCCUACAGUUAACGUUUUAAAGCCGCUUUGUGUGCUGCAGCCAGUGGGAGAAGAAGGUAGUAGAUUUACUUACUGUGACAGAGCUCCCUCGGGUACCUCUGUCAAGUCCGCUUGCAGGGACCCUGGAAAGCAUCUGCCCCAGUCGCCGCAGCUUGACUGGGGUCUUUCUGGAGCUUUUGCACCUGACCAGGCAGCAGCUGUCCUUCUAGACAGGUAUCGUCCCAUCUGUAGCUCUGCUUACAGUGAUUAUAGUUCUUAUCUUUACAAAGGCAAUUGCACCUCUCAGGCCUAGCUCUCGAUUUAUUCCAGGGUUAGAGGGUUCCUGUAACCAGAAAACCGGUCCAAAGACUCUGUCACUAGGAUUCAUGAUAAUCCACUCAGGACACAAGUUCCAAAAGGAAUUUACAUACUAAACUUUAUUUUUCUCGGAACUAGCCCAUUGCUAGCCCAGAUUGCUGUGAAAACACAAUAAAAAAUACAAACCAUCAAAUCAUAGCAGGCAACUUUAUUAUAACACUAUGACAUAUUUAUAAAGGGGUGGGGAAGACCAUAAUUAACAGAAAAUAUCUCUCCUGCCUGCAUAAUUAGCAAUAUGCAAAUCUAUCCUAGUAUGCAAAUUAACCAGCCUUGCUAUUCAGGUAGUGCAUAUUGCUGUUGCUACCAACAGAGGGCACUACACAUAGCCAAAUCCACCUAGUUGGUAGCAAUCCUCAGCAGUACAGGAGAGCAGGCAAACCAUUUAACAGUACACAUACAUUAUAAACAAUUACAUUACACACACCCUGCACCUAUAAUAUGUACAGGGUGACUAAAACAUGAGAAAAGUCCAGCAACCUACAUAAAUAGUCUGUCUGAAGGUGCAGGUGAUGGUGACUUACCUUAAGCUUCCAUCUUACUUCAAUGUACAUCAUUGAGCAAUCCUGUGCUUGGUCCUCCAAAUAUCAUAUCUCAUGUGUGGGAAAAUGCCUCUUUAACUUGAGAAAAGUUCAUAAUGGAAGCUCCACCAAUUGUCAACUUUUGCCAACCUUUGACAUUACCAUAGUCCCUACUUUGUGUUUGUAUCUUUUGUUUGUUGGAAUUUUUAUGAAAUCAUUAUGCAGUCAAUAGCAGUAUUUCAUACAGAUUACAAAGAAGUCUCAGCUCCACUUUAAAGGACAAUUGGCAUCAAAUUUUCACUUCUUUUUUUAAAAAGUUUACUAUAUUAUAGCAUCCUUGUUACUGUUUGGGGUCUUUGCCUAAUUUGGAAAUUAGGUGACUAAGUGGCUACUAAAAAUGACUGGACAUACCCCAUUUGCAAUACCUUGGGUUGUCUACUUUUUCAAAUGGUAUGCCAUCAUGGGGGUAAUUCUCAUUCCUGGGCUACCAUACGGCCUCAAAUGCAACGUAACCAAUCUGGCAAAUUUCAGUGUGAAAAAAAUGAAAUGCAAGCCUUAUAUUUGACUCUCUAACUUUCCAAAACACCAUAAAACCUGUACAUAGGGGGUACUGUUAUACUUUGGAGACUUCACUGAACACAAACAUAAGUGUUUCAAAACAGUAAAACAUAUUACAACAAUAUCGUCAGUAAAAGUGCCGUUCGUGUGUGAAAAAUGCAAAAAAAAUCACUUUUAUUAAAUAUAUCAUCAUUGUAAUACAAUUUAUCAUUUUGAAACACUAAUAUUUGUGUUCAGCGAAGUCUCCCGAGUGAAACAGUACCCCCCAUGUACAGGUUUUAUAGUGUCUUGGAAAGGGCUGCCUGGGCUGUCAGACAGCCCUCCAGAAGAGGAUCGCAGCGGAGGAAAGUCCACCGGAGCUCCUCGGGCUGAAAGCCGUUACAGCUGUGAGCCGGGGAGAAACCAAAGGUGGACAAGUAAGAGAUAAAAAAAAAAAAAAAAUGCAAUGAUAAACAUUGCAGGGAGGGCUCGAAUGAGGAAGGAAGAUAUGGCUUUUCUUUUCAGGUGCAAUGCAUGUAGUGGUAAAAGUUCAUUACGUCUGCCGUCAGCACACCGUUCAUACGAACGUCAGAAUUAAUUUGUGCACAGUGUUAACAGAGUUCCAGGUUGCCUAAGUCAAGUAUGUUGGAGGUCAACAAUCACCUGGCACAAAAUUGUAGGUAUUAUUAUUAUUUAUAUAGUGCCAAGAAAUUCUGCAGCGCUGUGCAAUGGGUGGACUAACAAACACGUAAUUGUAACCAGAAAAGUUGGACGCACUGGAACAGAGGGAUUGAGGGCCCUGCUCAAUGAGCUUACAUGCUAGAGGGAGUGGGUUAGAGUGACACAAGGUAAGGGUAGGAGUAGAAUAGUAUUUGCUGAAGACUUGGUGUUUUGAUUACCGUUGUAGGAGGGCUGGGAGAGCUAUUAACUUUUUAAUUGAUAUGCUUUCCUGAAGAAAUGAGUUUCAAUGACUUUUUUUGAAGGAGUGGAGACUGGAUGAGUGUCUUAACGGAGAAAGGAAGGAAGUUCCACAGGAACCGUGGAGCCUUAGAACCUCAGAUGUGGGACUACGAACAGGGGAUAGACGUAAGUCUUCGGCAGAGCGUAGGGGCCUAGAUGGGACAUACUUGCGUAAUAGGGAAGACAGGUUGGAGCAGUAUUGUGUAGAGAUUUGUAAGCAAGAACCAACAUUUUAAAUUGAGUCCUAUAUCUUAGAGGAAGCCAAUGUAGGGACUGACAGAAGGGUGAGGUGUGCGCAGAAGGGAAGAUGAGCCUCGCCUCAUUCAUUGUAGACUGUAAUGGAGCAAGUUGGGAGCACGUUAGACCACUGAGAAGCGUAUUGCAGUAGUCAAGGCGAGAGGUCAGCGGCAUGCACCAGAACCUUGGCUGUGUCCAGCGUUGAGUAGGAGCGGAUGUGCGCUUUGUUUUUUAGGUGGAAGUGUCAGGAUUUGGCUAUUGAUUGGACAUGAGGGUCGAGAGAGAGAUCGGAGUCAGAACACCUAGGCAGAGCGCCAGUGAGGCGGAGCUGAUGGUCGUGCCGUUAUCGUAGCGGGAGACCGAAACGGGAGUAGCAACAUUUGAGGGAGCAAAGACUAAAAGUUGAGUUUAAGGAAAUGAGAUAUCUCUGUAUGUGCAGCGCUUUAAACUGAAACUCUGCUCGUACAGAUUUCUUCAUGGCCAUUUCUAAAAGCAGAAGUGGUCAUGGAGGUUGUAGUAAUCCCUUACAAAAUUAGGUGAUUUACAAAUAUGGCUCUUAUUGCACAGCAAGCUCCUGUUAGGUUCCUCAAAAACAAGCCAACUUUAAAACCUAAAAAUACCAAAAAGAAGGAAGUGCACUGAAAUUAUACAAAGUAUUCUUAUCUUAUUAAAAAGAAAAAUCAUUCUCUUCAUAUUGUUAAUUGAAUUACACCCAACAAAUAAACAAACCUAUACAAAAUAUUUGAUUUUAUCUGAAUUUUUUAUUGUAGUAUAUAUUAUAUAAUAACCCGAUUUCAGCUCUAUGCAGCGUCCAACAAUAAACCAACUUUGAUCAUAACAUGUCAGUUUCCAGGAGGCACCGAUGAAGAUGGGGAUGAAAGGAACCUCUCACAGCAGCAGAUAACGCUGCAAAAUAAACGUAUAUCAAGUAAUAGUGCCAACCUCAAGCUGAAAUUGGGCAAAAUUCCACCAUUUCUUUCAGCUGCUGUGCAAUGGAAGGUACUUUGGAAGCAAGGUGUCCUGGUAUCCUGAUUAAAAUAACUCCUGAGCCAAUGGCUGAGCUACUGUGGUCGCCGGAGUCACAGCAGCGACCGGGCCCAGCUUCCCUGUGGAUCCCUUGCCACCGGGUGCCUGUCUGCUAUAUGUUGCGGCCAUGCGGUAGAACCGCCGGGGCCGCACAUUGGGCCCAUUGAGUGGCCCAUGCUGUUAGGGCCACUCAAUUGAAAUGAAUUUCCAGGCGGCCCGGUCAGCGCUGCGGCACUUUAACAGCGCAACCGGGCCCCCUUUGAUGACAUCAGAACACAGUGAGGAAGUUACUGCCCCAGCAACUUUCUCCCUUAAAUCAUAGAGCCUGUGCAGGAGGAAGAGAGGAGGGAUUCAGAGAGGGAACUCUGACUCCCAUCAGCCUAAACCACUGGACCCCAGGGAAAGUUCCACUCCUGCACCUAAAAGGUAGGAAACAGGAGGACAUUUUGCAUGUGUCUCUGUGUGUAUGUCUGUAUGUAUGUGUGUUUGUAUGUAUGGGCCUCUGUGUGUGUCUGUAUGUAUGGGUCUCUGUGUGUAUGUGUGUGUGUCUGUAUGUACAGUGAAGGAAAAAAGUAUUUGAUCCCCUGCUGAUUUUGAACGUUUUCCACUGACAAAGAAAUGAUCAGUCUAUAAUUUUAAUGGUACGUGUAUUUUAACAGUGAGAGACAGAAUAACAACAAAAAAAUCCCAGAAAAACGCAUGUCAAAAAAGUUAUAAGUUGAAUUUCAUGUCAAUAAGUGAAAUAAGUAUUUGAUCCCCUAUCAAUCAGCAAGAUUUCUGGCUCCCAGGUGUCUUUUAUACAGGUAACAAGCUGAGAUUAGGAGCACUCUCUCUUAAAGGCAGUGCUCCUAAUCUCAGCUAGUUACCUGUAUAAAAGACACCUGUCCACAGAAGCAAUCAGUCAAUCAGAUUCCAAACUCUCCACCAUGGCAAAGACCAAAGAGCUGUCCAAGGAUGUCAGGGACAAGAUUGUAGACCUACACAAGUCUGAAUGGGCCACAAGACCAUCGCCAAGCAGCUUGGUGAAAAAGUGACAACAGUUGGUGCGAUUAUUCGCAAAUGGAAGAAACACAAAAUAACUGUCAGUCUCUCUCGGUCUGGUGCUCCAUGCAAGAUCUCACCUCGUGGAGUUUCAAUGAUCAUGAGAACGGUGAGGAAUCAGCCCAGAACUACACGGGAGGAUCUUGUUGAUGAUCUCAAGGUAGCUGAAAUCCUGCAGUGCCCACAAGGUCCCCCAGCUCAAGAAAGCACAUGUACAUGCCCGUCUGAAGUUUGCCAAUGAACAUCUGAAUGAUUCAGAGGAGAACUGUGUGAAAGUGUUGUGGUCAGAUGAGACCAAAAUCAAACUCUUUGGCAUGAACUCAACUCGCCGUGUUUGGAGGAGGAGGAAUGCAGCCUAUGACUCGCAAGAACACUAUCCCCACCGUCAAACAUGGAGGUGGAAACAUUAUGCUUUGGGGGUGUUUUUCUGCUAAAGGGACAGGACAACUGCACUGCAUCAAAGGGAUGAUGGACGGGGCCAUGAACUGUCAAAUCUUGGGUGAGAACCUCCUUCCCUCAGCCAGGGCAUUGAAAAUGGGUAUUCCAGCAUGACCCAUUGUACAGGGCUACGGAAUCUGAUGGCGCUAUAUAAAUAAUAAAAUAAUAAUGACAACGACCCAAAACACACAGCCAAGGCAACAAAGGAGUGGCUCAAGAAGCAGCACAUUAAGGUCCUGGAGUGGCCUAGACAGUCUUCAGACCUUAAUCCCAUAGAAAAUCUGUGGAGGGAGCUGAAGGUUCGAGUUGCCAAACGUCAGCCUCAAAACCAUAAUGACUUGGAGAGGAUCUGCAAAGAGGAGUGGGAGAAAAUCCCUCCUGAGAUGUGUGCAAACCUGGUGGCCAACUACAAGAAAUGUCGGACCUCUGUGAUUGCCAGCAAGUACUAAGUCGAAGGGGUCAAAUACUUAUAAAUUGAUUUGCAUGUCAAUGAGUGAAAUAACUUUUUUGACAUGCGUUUUUCUGGAAUUUUUUUUUUUUUUUUCUCGUUAUUCUGUCUCUCACUGUUAAAAUACACCUACCAUUAAAAAAAAUAUAGACUGAUCAUUUAAUUGUCAGUGGGCAAAUGUUCAGGGGAUCAAAUACUUUUUUCACUCACUGUAUGUGUGUGUGGGGUGGCGGCCGAGUAGGCAUAUGGGGGAGGGGCGGUCCCAUGGUUUCUAGUUACGCCUCUAACCAUAGUCAUAUAUAUAUAUAUAUAUAUUGAACACUAGAGGGUGUGAAUGUCCUCUGUAAUAAUCUACGGAAUAUUAAAGCAAGACAUAUAGAUUGGUGCCUUUUUGCAAGCAGAAAUGCAUAAUUAUAUAUAUAUUAUUUUUUUUCUCUCGCAAUUUCGUGGGCCCUUUUAAAACCCUUGUAUUGGUGACCUAAAUCAUUUACGAUCUUUGAUUUCCCUGGCUUUCGAAGGAAGAAGUCCAGUUACUGGCAAGCUUUGUAACAUUGAAGCAAAGGUCAAAGAUCUUUCUCUAGGGGACCAUAGCCUGUCUAGUCUGAGGGCUUACAGAAAAACACAUAAGAAAAAAAACUUUAUUUUAAAUCCUAUUGAUUUUCCUUCUCACCUUGUGUUUCUUAUUCACUUGCUAUUUCGGUGGAGGCUACCAGGUGCAAAUUGUUGGAGAUGAGGUGUAUAAAAGAGGUUUCUUUGAAAGUAAAUGUAAAGGACUUCUCAGAUGUGCACUGUAUUUUUAAAUUUUUCUUCCACCACCUGGGGGCAGCAUAGUACACUCUAUAAAAUGGAUUUGUCCUUAGUGGCAUUCAUUGUUCCUGAGUAUAUCCUGUUUGCUAGCAAAAAAGCUGCUGCCAUUCUUUUGAAUUUAUCGAUCCUUUACUCUUUCACCAAAAAUUUUGGGAACUGAGUAAAGCAACUCAAUUCUUGCAUUAUUCCCUUGAGUCAGGAAUCUUGUAAACUGAUUUUUAAAUGUUUUGAAAUUCAUUAAAGUACCUAAACAUGUUUUGCAGUACACACUUCUAACAAUGUUUUUUUUUGCUUUUGUGGAAUGAAGGGUGGGUAGGGCGUUACUGUCUCUCUAAGGUUUUUUUUUUUUAUGUAGUAUAUACAUGGGGAAGCAUUGGAUUGGCUGAAAUCAUCAAGACUGGUGGAAGUAAGGUGAGUUAACCCUUUUAUUUCAGUUGGUGUUUGGGUGCUCAUAUAACUAAUUACCAACUAUAGCAUUAGCAAUGUUUGUAUAAUAUUGUUGGUAUGACAUCCUAAAGGAGAUAUUCACAUUAACCUCUACAUCUUACCCUAGUAUUUAUGGCUAUGGAUGCAAUAUAUUUUUCACCUUGUCUUUCUUUAAACCAUGUUAUGAUAUGAGAAGUGGCAAGUAAGAUUCCCAUCUCUCUAGUGUAUAAAGUGCUUCCAAGCCCUGUAAUUAGUAUUCUAAAGCAUUUUGGGGGGUAAGUGAGCGGGGAGCGGAGGCACUAUAACUUCAAUAAAAUAAAGUUGUUAAGGUGCCUACAGUUAAUUCAAGAUGAGAUAAGCACUUUUUUCACAGUAAAAAUUGUAUAAAAUAAAGUUCACGGAAAUACCGUAUUUCCAUUGUUAACCUGCAAAUCUAUGCACAAGCAAUGAGCACUUUACCUUAAAGGAACACUAUAGUGUCAGGAAUAUACAUGUGUAUUCCUGACAUUAUGUUAAAAACUCAAUUUAGGUGGCCAACCCCUCCUUACCUCCUUUAACAAGAUUGAAAACAUACAUUUAUUCCAGUGCCAUGUGGGUCUGCCAUUAGAGCUCUGUCCUCGUUCGCCUCUUGGCUGAGAUCAUUAAACUGAUAUCAGCCAAUCCAAUGCGUUCACAUAGGAAAGCAUUGUGAGGCUAAUGCGCACAACACUGUGGUGCACCAAUCCGUUUCUUCUCAUAGAGAUUAAAUCAAUGCAGAGUGUGGAGACUUUGAACGUCAGUGCUGCACACUGUGUAACGCUAACCCAGGAAGCACCUCCAGUGGCCAUCUGAGGAGUGGCCUCUAGAUGUGUCACUUUUCAUUAAAAUGUCUGCAGGGAACUAAUAUACACACCAGAACUAUAUUAAGCUGCAGUUGUUCUGGUGACUAUGGUGUCCUGUUAAUGUAACACUAUAGUGACAAGAAUACAAACUUGUUGUUCUGUCGCUAUAUAGUUAUGAAAGUUUAGAUCACCUCCCCCUCGUCCAUUAAGUAAAAAAAAAAAGUUACUCGCUUUUCUUUCAGUGCUGCGCAAAUCUCUCGUGACUGGCCCUGCCUACACUCAUCCCCUUGACUUGAUGAUCUCAGGCAAUUUAAUGCUUUCCCAUAAGGAAAACAUUAGGAGGCUUACGCAUGCAUGACAAAAUGUUGUGCUGCGCUAAUCCGCAUCUUCUCAUAGAGAUGCAUUAAAUCAAUGCAUCUUUAUGAGGAACGUUCAGUGUCUCCAAUGCUGAGCGUGGAGUUGCUGUAUGUCGGUUCUGCACAUUGUGUCUAGUUCCUAGGCAGCAGAGUAAGCACAGCCUUUUUCUCUGUAAAGGUAGUGUUUACCUGCAGUUACAGGCUAUGAACACCAGAACAAUUACAUUAAGCUGUAUUUGUUCUGGUGACUAUAGUGUCCCUUUAAGUACAACAUUUUACUAUUGUGUGAAGUGAAAUACAUCUGUACCAUUUAAGUGUGAGGAAGGAGAGGCAAGCAGUUAAAUGAAACCUUCUGAUCAGCUUACAAACCUAAGAAUCUUACUGCACAUAGCUUGAAGUUCUUUAUUCCCUCCCUCGAGGAGAAAGAUGGCACAUAAGUAUGGGAAUAUUUUAAUGAAGUUUCUCUAACUGUGGGUAAAGCAGGCAUGCAUACACAUUUCAAGAAAUGCAAGGUGGCCAGAAUGAAAUAACGUUAUGAGAAGUGCUAUAAAGAAAAAAACAUGUUUGAAGAGGCAGGAUCUUCAGGUUGGUUAACUGUUUAUAUCUCACCACCUCCAUGACAUAUUGUCAAGGCUGGAGAUGUAAGAGGGUCUAGUUUCUGCUAUUGUACUAAUGUAAUCACCUUCUCUAGCCUGUAACCGUAUUGUGAUCAGCGCAGCACAUCACUUCCAGUUCCAGGAAUCUGUCUUUUCAAACCUUGAGUAUGCUGCGGUUUUCAGUCACCGCAAAAUUCCAUUCUCCAGCAUUACGCUUUCUUGGCGUUCGCAAAACUGAAGGCAUAUCCAUUCGACAGAAUUGCUCUCUUAGCUUGUGGGGAGUUUUAGCCUAACCGACCUGAAGUUCAACUUUGUUCGGUGAUAUUCAAUGGAUAGAAGAUAUAAAGGGAGGGAAAUUUUAUGUUGCUCAACAUCUUUACCGGUUAUUUGACAUGCGUGUUAUGCAUCCAAAUCCUUGGGGUUGGCCGGCACCUACUUUGAUCUUCUUUUAUGAAUACAAUUAUUAAUUCUUACAUGUAUGUAUUCAGGGGAGGGUGUAUAAGUCGUGGGUCUCCAUACGCUUUAGCGAACGCAUUCAAUUCUACAAAUUACACUUUUAUACAUUUUACUAGUUAUUCUAGGUUCCACUAACCUGUUAGGAAUAAGUUAAUAAAAAAAAAAAAAACCUCUUCAGUUGUUACCUGGUAAGUUAUUGGCAUAUGUUUUAUGCCCUUAUAUGCCAGUUUAGGUGGCAUGUCAUUACAGAGGCUACUUUCUUACAUUUUUUAAAUUCUCAAUGUUGGUGGCCAGCUGGUUUACUUCCAAGUCUGGCAUAUUAAGGCAGGGCUCGAACAAUCCCGGUCGCCUGGGAUUGAUCGACCCGUUCCCUGCUCAAUCUCCGUGCACCUUUUGGUGCGCUGUUGUAUCGGGAAGAAGUGAAGGGAUCUGUAAUUUCAUCCUCCCAGCACUGAGGCUGCGCAGGGGAAUGGGCAUAAGGUAAAGUCUGCCCUGCUUGCUGUCUGCCCCCAUUUCUCAGAGCUAGCCCGCCCCUAUUUCUCAGAGCUCUCCUGCCUAUUCCAAGCAUGCCUCAGCGACAGGAGGAAGUAAUUACAGUUCCCUUAACUACAUCCUGGCACACAGAAAGCUAGAAGGGGCUCCCAUCAGCUGCAGCCAGCUCUACUAAUCUAAUAUCAUCAGCCCAGUCACACUGGACCCCAGGAAAGUCACCAUCCUGAGCCCAAAAGGUAGGAAACAGGAGGGUGGCUAAAAAUGUUUUUAUUUUAUUUAAAAAAAAUAUAUAUAUUUUUUUUAUAUCCUUGUGGAUCUAUUUGAGUGUAUCAAAUAAUAAAUACUUUGUUAGUGUUUUAGAGAAUGUGUGUGUCUGUCAGAGAAUGUGUAUGCUUAGGACACCAGUCCCCUCCGAUCGUGUUUUUUCUCACCUUUUUUCCAAAACGUGCCGGUCUCACCACAGCUGGCCCGCCUCCAUAGCUGAGAUUAUAAAUUCUCAAUCAGCAUCUCCUCAUAGGGCUUCAUUAAAUCAAUGCAUCUCUACAUGGAAAGUUUAACACCUCCAUGCAGAGUGUAGACACUGAAAUAGAAGACACUUUAGUGGCUGUUUGAGUGACUGCCACUAGAGAUGUUACUAUGCAGUAACGUAAACACUGCCUUUUCUUUGAAAAGGCAGAAUUUACAUUGAAAAGCCUGCAGGGAAAAUCUGUAGACACCAGAGCCAGUUCAUUAAGCUGUGGUAGCUCUGGUGACCAUAGUGUUUCUUUAAGAAUUGCAUUUUUGGGGGGGGUGGGGCCUGACCGCCAUGCUGACUGGUCGCAGGCUGGAGAGGCUCCUGCAGGAAUUGGCCUACUUUGGGGGGAAAUGCCAAGCUUAAAGCCUGUCUCAGAGCCAAGAGGCCACCUCUCAUGUCCGGGUGGUUGCCGGUGCCACUGCGGUCCCCGAGAUCGGAAGUUUUGCAGCCCCAGGGUGAAAUGCGAGGCUUCGGCGCCUGCGGCCUAUGUGGGUGGAGAGUGGGGCAGACGGCCGCCGUCCCGCGUCGGAACCUGGCUGCCGUCCAAUAGCCCAGUGAUGUCUCAAAGGUCCCUGCUUCCCCCCCAUGGACCGGGGGGGUUAUCCCAGGCCACACUGGAGGUAACCACCGCCCAAUCCUGACCCUCCGAGUCCACCUAACACUGCGCAUCCCACGCCUGGGUGCCAAAAUGGCGGCGACGUGACUGAAGCCGAGAAUCGCAUCUGCAAGCAGCUCAGCCCGCAUUAAGCAGCAUACACCAUGGGCCACGGAGCCCGAACCAGCAGACAAGCCUCUGACAAGCCCCUACUUACCCACUCACGGAUCAAGCCUGGCUCCACGACAGCCUUCCCGGGUGGGGAGCCCCCAACGUUGAAAUAUCAAGAGCUGGGGGCCGGAGGCGUGGUAAUCGCUAUACCAACCGAACAGGAGCAGACCACAUCUCACAGGCACACCACACUACAUAGCAGUGGAUCAUCAGUCCAGUUCAGCCAUUCUCAUUAAGCUUGCUAAUACUCCAAUGUUAACCCUGUAAGCAAAUACAUAUACCAACACUGAUGUAGGGGUUGACAAAUUGCUGCUACCCAAGUUAGCCUGAUCUUAAAGGAACACUAUAGUCUCCUAAAUUACUUUAGCUAAAUAAAGCAGUUUUAGUGUAUAGAUCAUAACCCUGCAAUUUCACUGCUCAAUUCAUUGUCAUUUAGGAGUUAAAUUUUUUGUUUCUGUUUAUGCAGCCCUAGCCACACCUCCCUGGCUAUGAUUGACAGAGCCUGCAUAAAAAAAAAAAAAACUGGUUUCACUUUCAAACAGAUGUAAUUUACCUUAAAUAAUUGUAUCUCAAUCUCUAAAUUAAACUUUAAUCACAUACAGGAGGCUCUUGCAGGGUCUAGCAAGCUAUUAACAUAGCAGGGGAUAAAAAAAUCUUAAUUAAAUAGAACUUGCAAUAAAGAAAGCCUAAAUAGGGCUCUCUUUACAGGAAGUGUUUAUGGAAGGCUGUGCAAGUCACAUGCAGGGAGGUGUGACUAGGGUUCCUAAACAAAGGGAUUUAACUCCUAAAUGGCAGAGGAUUGAGCAGUGAUGCUGCAGGGGCAUGUUUUAUACACCAAAACUGCUUCAUUAAGCUAAAGUUGUUCAGGUGACUAUAGUGUCCCUUUAACCUGUGUGAUUGUUAACAUUUAGCCUGACAACUCGUGAAUUACCUGAAAUCUUGUGUCAUAUAAUCUUUUAUUGUUUUGCUUGUCAAUAUAAAAAUAAUGUGCUGUACCCCUCACAUGCCAUGUUAACUAACUGCUUAUAAUACAGUUGUGGAUGCUGUUGUGGCACCGUAAGAUCAAAUGUUGUAUGUUUCACACGCACAAGAAAAAUAAAGAAUUAAAAAAAAAAAAAUUGCAUUUUUGUCAUUGGAAAAUAAAAAGCUGUCUCCUAGAUUGAACACAAUUUUUUUCAACACCUGUAUUAAGGUAUAUUAAUUUACCUUAUAAAUUAGCUAUAUAUAUAUAUAUACAUUUUCCUAUGUUCACAUAUUAUUUAGUCUAUAAGGUCGGAGAGUCAAUUUUGGUGUCCAGAUAUAUCUUGACAUUUUAUUAAUCCCCCUAACAGGAAAGUUUAAUAACCAUAGCUACUCGUACCAUUUCAAUAUUGUAUGUCUUUAGUCUAGAUAUAUUGUAUUACUAUAUACAUAGUUCAUGUAUACAUUUCAUUUUAGAUCUAGGGUGCAAUUCAUUGAUCAGCCUCCUUGUGCAAGGUUCAAAUAACUCUUAAAGUGGCACUGUCAUGCCAAACUUACCUUUACCUAAUUGCUUUCUCUUAUCUCAGUAUCUGUUCUUCUUUUUCUUCCUAUUUGCUCUAUUUUUUUUUUUGUUUGUUUUUUUUAAACCUAAGACAAAGUAGGGACUAUUUUGUCUUAUGUAUUUUUUCCUACUCAUGGCCAGUUCUGACCUACUUCCAUUGGGUCAGAGAAAAUUUCCCACAAUACUCACCCUUUCUUCAGUGAUCUUGUGAUGCCUGCUUUCAGUAUUCCCAAACGUCCUGUCACAUAGACAGGACGCCGGCGAAACUACCGAAUUUUGACAAUAGUUCCCCCCCCCCUCCUCUUUUUACUUGGGCCCCCAUCCACCGUGCAUGGGUGGGUGCUGGAUAGGGAAGACAAUCGGGUCCUCCCCCUCCUUUUGUUUCUUAGGGCCCCACCCUCCGCUCAUUGGUGGAGGCCGGGGGAGGUGGGGACUCUAUAAAAACAGAUAGAGGUCGGUUGGAUACAGAACUCUAAUGCAAGCAUUUUGAAGGUCUUAAGACACCAGCUUGUACGAUAUGUGUUUCUACGGCAGAUUCAUACAUGAGAAAAUAAGGGUUUGGCUGCACUCACCUACACAUGCUAAAUUAGGGUGCUGCUGGGGGCCAAUAAGUACAGUAAAAAUGAAAAUCCAGCGCACUCGCUUAUCUACUAAACAGUCAUUUUAAUGCUGAACAAUUUUCAGUUUUAUUGAAAACACCUAAUCUAGGCAAAAAAAUAUAAUGGGGGUUUAGUUACAGUAUGUGAUCAUACAUUGCAUAAGCCUGCCACAACGCCAAUGUACCCCAUCUUUGGCAGGUCCUACUGUCUGCUAAAUGAGCUUCUCACUUGGGGAAAUCCUUCCAUCUCGAGGUCUCUGCAGUACAAUGCUUAAAUAGGAUCCUGAGAUGAGGCACCUGUAACAGGGAGGGUUGCAAAACCCAUGGAGCUGGCUAGACUCCUAAAUAUAUACAUAUAUGAGAAAAUAAGGGUUUGGCUGCACUCACCUACACAUGCUAAAUUAGGGUGCUACUGGGGGCCAAUAAGUACAGUAAAAAUGAAAAUCCAGCGCACUCGCUUAUCUACUAAACAGUCAUUUUCUACGGCAGAUUCAACCAGCCUAUUCUCUACUGAUACUAACACACCUACCACUAGCCUUCAGCAUGCGAAUUGAAGGGCAAACUGGGUUGGCCUAUUGUUUUGUGUAGGAAAGCAUGGGAUUGGCUGAGAUUGUCAUUUCUAAUGAUCUCAACCAUGGGGGCGGAGCCAAAUGCUGCCCUGGCUUAUCUGCAUCUCCUCCUAGAGAUGCAUGGAAUAAAUGCAUCUCUAUGGGGAAUGUUAAGUGUACGCUGAAUGUCCACUGACGAAGGAAGCACCUCUAGUGUGAGUGCCUCUGAAAACGCAGUGUUUACAUGAUAAUGUUUGCAGGUCUGACUAUAUUCACCAGAACAACUACAUUAAGCUGUAGUUGUUAUGGUGACUAUAGAGUACCUUUAAUAAAUUAUGUAUUUGGCAUUCAAUGUUUGCUUUCUUUUGUUUACAGGCCUACAGUACAUCGGUUUCGGCACACCUCAAUCAACUAAUUUUAAUUUAUUAUGUUGUGCUUAUUACUUACAGUUUACGACUUCGAUCUAUCUCCUCCAAUUAUGAAUGAUUAACUUAUUAAACUAAAACUAAACUAAAAUAUGUUCUGAUAAAGCUGUUUUACUAAUUUGACAGGGUGUUAUUCUAAAUAUGAAAUCUUCAUCUGGUUGCAAAUAUUAAAGAUAACUAGCAGCAAGAAUGAGUCUUUACAUUUAAAAAUCAUGAUUUAAAUAGGAUUUUACUGAUUAGUGAUUUUAAUAGACUUGAUUUAAAGGGAUCCUAUUGUGUUUUUCUGGCACUACAGGCUCCUGGAGUGCCCCCCACCCACAGGCCUGAAGGGGUUAAAACCUCUUCAGCCACUUACCUGAAUCAAGUGCCGAUGUCCCUUGGUGCUGGGUCUAGCCCCGCCCAUGCUCCUCCCCCGCCGUCAGCCGGUGGGGGAGACCUAAUGCGCAUGCGCGGCAAUGGCCUCGCGCGUAUUAGACCUCCCCAUAGGAAACUUUAUUCAAUGUUUUCCUAUGGGGAAAAUCUGACACUGGAGGUCUGUGAGGACGUCCAGCGUCCGAUAAAGGACCAAAAGUUAGUUUGGAUUCUGGAAGCCCUCUAGUGUUUUACAUUGCUGCACUAACUGCAAAAGGGUCACAGCACCCAGACAACUUCAAUUAGCUCAAGUGGUCUGGGUGCAUACUCUGUCCCUUUAAAUUAACCCCUCCCCUCUGCAGCAGUCUAUAAAGAAUUCUCCAGAAAACUCAUUGCAGUCAGAUAAUUUUGGACAUCUCAUUUCCACAGUCCAGAGUAUGAAUACAUUUGUUGAAGGAGCAGUAUGGCUCUACAACUAUAUGUCCAUAAACCCUUGCUGUACAGAGAAGUUUUUGAUAAGAACACUAUUCACAGUAGACUAUAUUGGGAGACUUUGUGGUGUUCCUGGUAUGGGAAUAAUCCCUCUGUAAUCCUUACUUCUGCAAAUGCAUUAGAAUAGUUAAUGCAGGAAGCAUUGAACUGUAGAGGAUUAAUGAUCAAAAGGAAUUACCUGUAAAGGGUGCUAAAUGGUAUAAUCCCAAUACCCAAUUUGGAAUACUAAUACACAGUAUAAAAUAGCCCACAACACAAUAAUUAUUAGUGCAAAAAUGGCAAAAUUAGCACUAAUAAUGUGCAUCAUAUGAAUAUAUAAAAUGUCAAUACAUAAUUGCUGUUUAGUGAAUGGGUGAGUAUACUGGAUCUUGUAUGAAUUGGCCCCAGCAUCACCCUUUACAAUGUAUACAUGUUCAGGUGAAUGUAGCCUAAGGAAGUACCUGGCAUUGUGGCAGGCUUAUGCAAUGUGUAUAUACCAACAGCUUUGAAACAUAACUCAGGAAAAGGAGCAAAGCCAGUGAACCACUCAUGGGCAGCUGUUGUUGUUGUUAGUGCAACUCGGCUUGCUAUGGAGACUUGGCGUUACAUACCAAAAGAGUUGUGGUGGGGAAAAAAGUGUGGAUGAAAACCCCUCCCACCUGAAGUAAAUGGAUAGUUAGUACAUUACACUGCCUCCCUUCCAAUACAUACACACACACACACACUGCAUCCCUCACACAUACCAUUGGGUUUUAUUUCUCGCUGACACCGGUCUGCAAAAUAUUUCUCCUCUUUACGCCAGUGCCCAGGUGCUAAAAGGUUGGAGAACACUGCCAUACAAGACUGAAACAUCAACACAUUUUCUGGUGUAUAAUUGCACAUUAAAACAAUAGUUUAAAAAAAAAAAAUUAUUUUAUUGAAUAGUAAAGUUUAGUAGACAUGCCCCUUAUCACGGUACUGGAGUAGGGGCAGAAGGGAAAUUUUAAUCUCCCUUCAUUACUAAUAUUAAGUAAUCUUUACUUAAUAUUAGUAAAUUUGGCUGAAAGACCAAUUUUGGUAUUUCAGCCUUUUAGUAGAUGGCUCCCUAAUACUGUGGGAAUUAGGGACCUAUCUACCCGUGGCACGAAUAGGCUCAGAAUUUCAUUCAUUCUAAUUAAAUUUCGAUCCGAACAAAAAAUACUGAAUUACGUCCGAACAUGAAUGGACAAUGAAGCCGGACGAGAGGUGAGAAUUGUGGACAAAUUGCUUUGAUCACGGAAAAUGGAGCGGACUUAGCUCCUCCCCUGGGUCAAAGCUGGGCAAGCAUAGGAAAAAUACAUAUAAAACAAAAUAAUCCUUACUUUGCCUUAUGUUGUAAAGAAAACUAGAUUAGAUAGGAAGAAAAGAAGAACAGAUCCUGAGAGAGGGAGAGAAGAGGAAGUGAUUGUGGAAAGAUAAGUUUGACAUGACCGUGCCUCUUUCAGCAAGAGCAUGUGUAGAGUAGUAGAUUUCUAGCUGCAGCUCCAUCAUCCUCCAAUGUUAAUCCUGCCCUGCAUACAACCUGUAGUUUGUUCUGUACACUGUUUAAUUUAGAUGUCUUUGUUGUAAAUAUCACACUUUAGUGCUCAGUGCUACCAAACUGUAACUAUUGGCCUUGUUUAUCUAUGACAAAGAUGCAUGAUUAUAAUGUGAAGUGACAUUCUGACAAAUAUAUUUUUUUUAAUACACGUUUUGGCAGGGGUAAAAUGGCAACUCCACAACUAGAUUAACCACAAAUAACCUUGUACUGAUUUUGCUAUACACCGGUUACUUUUAUAAGGGAUUUAAGUAGUUGGUCACUUCGCUGGCGAUUAGCUCUGGGCAUACUGAUGCUGUCAGUGUGCACCCCUUGCAUGAUCAUCUGUAUCUGAGUGAAUACAUAGCAGCUGUAAAGUGCUUGGGCAGCAUUUUACCUUUCUUUUCUAUUAGCAAAAAUAAAGGAAAAAGUUAAAAAUACUAGUUUUUGUGACACUUUAUCCCUCAACAUCCCCAAAAGACAAAAACAUGUGUUAUUUAUACACACCUAUGAGUCCUGGAAACGAAGAAAAUUCACACUGGAACUGAAACAUUAGUAUGCAUUUUUUUUUUUUUUUAUCACAACUACCUUACCAAAUGAAUACAUUUUUGCAGUUGCAAAUAACUAGCGGUUUCCUCUAGCUGCGAUUCAACACUCAUUAAAGCUGCUAACAAGUUUUUGCUUAUUACAUGCUCAAUUUUAAAGUUACAUUUACCGGUGCAGACAUCCGUUUAGUAUACAUUUCAAUAAUUACAGAGUCACACAUUUAUACAUUAUGAAUCCAGUCACACUCGCCACAAAGACUGCACAUUCCUACAGCUAAGACAUGAAGCAGAAAAAAAGAUUGAUAAUUGUAAAAGAAAAAAUAUGCAAAUGACCGUAUAACAAAGAAAGCCAUUGAUAUCAAUUCUGCUACUAUCCUGACAUAGUGUUUAAGAAUAUAAAAAAAAGUAUUUAAUCUCCCUGUGACAUCAGCACUCUAAUUAAUUAUAGUUAUAUUAAUCAUGUACCGCUAUGAAUAAUUGAAUCACCUUUUGAAUUUUCCCCUCAGUUGAAAAAUUAUAAAAUCCAUAACAUUACUUCAGUUUGCAAGAUCUCAACUAUAUAUUAUAUAUAUUAUAUAUAUAUAUAUAUAUAUAUAUAUAUAUAUAUAUAUACACACGUUCUUUUGUUGUUGUUGUUGUUGUUGUUGUUGUUGUUUUUAUUUUAUUAAAUUUUUUCUUGUUACCCAAUUUCCAUAAAAAGAACAAUAUAACAUUAAAGCGGAUAUGUCACUUUUCAGUAUUACAUAAAGAUACUGCGUUGGAAUUUCACUUAAAUUAAAUAAAAAUCCCAAAUUAUCAUAAGAUUAAGUAAGGACUACUUUGUCUUAUGGUUAAGCCUGAGGUUGGAAAAGGAAGAGCUCCUCUGUAAACUUUUGUCCAAUCCCAGUAGCCAUCACAAGUGACAUCUGUGGAAUUCAGGCAUUGUGUAUGGAGGGUCUUGUGGGUUACUCCAUAGACCUCAGUGCUGUACUCUUGCAGGAGCUGAAGAGGACCUGGAGCUUUAACAUAGUGCCAUCUGUGAGGGACAGCUGGAUGUAAGUAAAACUUGCCAUCUAUGCACUACUCUGCCUCCAGGUCCGCUCUGAAUCGGUCCGUUUUGGAGAUCUUUGCCACUCUGCAGGAACAUAGUUUUCAAUGUUUUCAGCUAAAGGAUUAAAAGGGGUGGGGUGGGGUGGAGGGUGUUUGUUUUGGCAAGUAUAAUAAUUUGGUUCAGGCUUUUUGCAGUAAAUACUGUCUUUUCAGAGAAAAUGCAUUGUUUACAUUACCGCCUAGUGAUCCCUCCUGUGGCCACACCUCAGAUGACUGCUAGAGGUGCUUCCUGGGGCAGUGCUGCACCCAGUGCAGCACUGAUAUUCAGUGUCUCCACACUCUUCAUGGAGACACUGAACUUUCCUCAUAGAGAUGCAUCGAUUCAAUGCAGCCCGAUGAGGAGAUGCUGAUUGGCCGGUGCUGUGUUUGGCUUGUGCUGGCCUUUUAUGGGGAAACGCUUUAUGGGGAAAAUACUUUUUUUUGUCUGAAGGGAACCACCUAGUCGCCGACCGGUCAGAACUUUAGCCGAAUGGCAAUUUCAUUACACCUAACGAAUCUGAGCGCUAUUUGGACAACUUGGUUGCUCAGAUCCGGGCUAUUCAGAGAUAUGACUUGUGGGGUUCCUGUAUAGUUUGAAUGUAGUUUUGGUGUAUUUUGUACAUUUUAUGUAUGGUUCCCUGUAACUGAGAGAUAAUUCCUCAUUUCUAUCCUCCCUUAUACUUAUAAGCAUGUCCCGUCUACGAUCUGCUGAAGACGUACGUCUAUCUUCUGUCCGUACUCCCAACUCUGAUGCUCGCCUUCAAGAUUUCUCGAGGGCUGCACCGUUCCUGUGGAACUCGCUUCCCUCCUCUGUUAGAUGCUCACCCAGGCUCCACUCCACAAAAAAUCUUUAAAAACCCACUUCUUCAUAAAAGCUUAUCCAUUAAACUGUUAAUAGCUCCUGACUGAUAACUCUUCUGCAACUGUCAUUAGUCUAAUACUAUCCUUAUCUUUUUGUGUCAUUUUACCCCACUCCCUCUAGCAUGUAAGCUCAUUGAGCAGGGCCCUCAACCCCUCUCUUCCUGUGUGUCUAACUGGUUACAACUACAUGUCUGUUCGUCCACCCAUUGUAAAGCGCUGCGGAAUUUGACGGCGCUCUAUAAAUAUAAUAAUAAUAAUAAUUGAGUUACCUGUCUUUGACUCCAUUAUCUCCCAGACACAGGGAUGCCUGGUUGGGGUUUGUGUUGUGUUGUAUGGAGACCCCAUGUUGGGGGGGGGGGCUGUGCUUAAAAAGCAGAGUGUGGCAUAACAUUGAGAAAUGCUUUCCUAUGGGCGGUUUGAAUGCACGCACGGCUCUUGCCGCGCAAUCAUAUUCGGCGCUGACGUUGGCAGGAGGAGGAGAGUUCCCUAGCGCCGAGGGAGCCAGGUGCUGGUGAAAGGUAAGUGUUUUAACCCCUUCAGUCCAGUGGGAGUGAGACCCUGAGGGUGGGGGGGAAUGGCCUAAAGACCCUAUAGUGCCAGGAAAACUAGUUUGUUUUCCUGGCACUAUAGUGGUCCUUUAAUAUCCUCCUCUCAUUCUCUAUAUGCUGGAGGCUACCUGCAAGUGAGGGACACUCAGGGCUGAUCAAUAGGUAGGUUUUGUGUGUAUUUGUAUGUAUGGUUUUAUCUCUGUCAAAAUGUCCACUGGCCUGAAAAUAUAGCCCUGGCAAGUAUACCCAUGGUGAGUGUGCCAUACACCCUCCAUGUUUGCACUGGCAAGUAAUAUUAAGGCCUUGGUAUUAGCGUAUGUCUUGAGAUAUUAAGUUCUGUAUAUGUAUGUAUAUAUACACCAACCUCUCUCCUAAUACAUUUUGCAAAAAAGCCCUAUAUAAACUAACUUUUGAGUUGUGCUGAAAUAAAAAAAAACACAUUCUAAACCUAACAUUUCCCACCCAGACAUGUUUGUGCUUGUUGAAAAUAAAAAAAUCUGAUUUACAUUCUUAACAAAUUAAAUAAUUGCAAGAAAAUAGAUAGCAUAUGUUAUCUGAAAGGUUAUCUAAUUUUUUUGUUUUUAAAUUGCAUUUAUUUAUUUUUUGUGACCCAAUCUACUUGUAUAGAGAAAUUACAGAAUAAUUAUGUUAAUAUGCAAUUAUCACCUCAUUUCUUCUGUAGUAACCUCAUGAUAGAGUGUACCAUGGGUGUUAUAACAAGUGCUGAUAGUUUGCAAAAAUACUGAUGUUAAAAAUUUGUAGAUGUUAACUUAAAUGCCUCAAGCUAUUCUUAUCUGUCAUUUUGAUGAAAGCUUUGACCUUUGUUGCUUUCUUUUUAAAUGCUUAGUUUGUCAGCUUUUCUUGUGAAUUAAACUACCAUAUGCAAUGUUGUGUUGUAAAUUAUCAUACUUUUGAUUGCCCCAUUUCGUAAAGUGGCAGUAUUGUAGCACAAAUUGACCAGACACUUACCAUGUAAAAGUUUACUGGGAAAAAAAUAAUAAUGUAAAUUAUAGUAAGUAAUAAGAAUAGUUUUUUGAAUAUAAAUUGAAAGUGUUAGCCUGAUGGUUUUUAAAAGCUAGAGGCACUGUGAAAUCUGUAAUUUAAAUACAUAUUUUGGAAUACAAAAGUGUUUUUAGUGUAUGUCUAUACGUGCACACAUACACUUUAAAUUUCACCUGUGAUGUAAAUUCGCACACAAUACAUUCAUAAUUCAGUUCCGAUUACUUUGCGUUUGCUUAUUAUGUUUAACAACUUUAAAAGUCUAUCAUUGUGUGUAUUUUUGUGACGUGAACAAUUAAUUAUAUAUAUAGUUAGUGAUAAGUCUGUUAGAAGUGGAUUUUUAAAGCCAAAGUUAUAGUUCAGUACCCUGCUGUUCAGGGGCAACAGUGAACUUGUUUUAAAUGGUAAGCGUCUGUUCUUUCUUUCAACCCCUAACACUAGAACAGAUGGAUGAAGCAUGUAAGGUUUUACCUCUGAGGUGGUAACAGUGAAGCCACUCAUUAACACUGAAUUUACCACUUCGUUAGCAACAUUGCUUCCUGUUGAGAAACGCUAAUAUGUAAUCUCAAAUGAAGUCAGCAUACGUUUGUCUACCUCUGGUUUAUAAUAAGUUGUGACAUAGAAUAUGUAAUCCAUUUACUGAAAGAUACAUGUUCAGUAAAAAAAUUUUUUAUAAGACCGGCACAGCGGUUUGCUUAUGCAUAUAUGCGUUUUUGUGUUUUGUCUAUGUGUGUGUGUGUGUGUGUGUGUGUGUGUGUGUGUGUGUGUAUAUGUAUGUGUGUGUAUAUAUAUAUAUAUAUAUAUAUAUAUAUUUAUCAGAUUCACAACCUUAAUAAAUGUUUUUUACAAAUAUUUUGUUUUUUCUUCUUUUUAAACUUUGAAUGAACCAUACUGGGUGCUACUUGACACCAUUUCGGGUGCUAUAAUGGACUAUGUGAUCUUUAGAUUUACUGUCACUGGAUUCAUGUAGCUGAAACAUGCAAGCAGGCAUACAACAUUUUAUGGAUGUCUUUGUGUAGUUUGCACAAUUAAUUAGGAUUAUAUGUGUACAUCAGACUGUUUUAUUUCUUAAGUAAAUUGAAUUUUUUUUUAAUUACUUGUAAAUAGACUUAAACAGAAUUUAUUUUAAAAAAAUAAAAUGUGUGUAUGUAUGUAUGUGUGUGUAUGUGUGUGUAUGUGUAUAUAUAUAUAUAUAUAUAUAUAUAUAUAUAUAUAUAUAUAUAUAUAUAUAUAUAUAUAUAUAUAUACACACACACACACUCUUUAUGGAAUAUUUGGUGUUAAGUCUUUCAUAACUAAGCCACGAUAAAAGAGAAAGGAAUUAGUUACUUAUCUAAUUGUUCUCUAGAAUUUAGAAGUUAUCUAGAACAAUCUAUUGUGUAAUAAACCUACCUAAACUUUUUGAAAAAAGAUCUUGAAAAUUUGACUUGUGCUCUCAUCUUUCUGUCCUGCAAUUUUGUUUUUUUCUCACUAUUUCUAUGCCAGUCUCUUUCCCCUUAUAUUUUAACCUGUGCAAGCAUUUCCCAUUGCUAAAGGUUGCACAUGUGGAUUCUGUGUGUCAGUGUAAAGCUUAAGUUUGUUGUGCAUCUCUCUGCCACCCCACGACUUCUGCUUACCUUUCAUGGAUUGGGUAAGAUCCCCAGUGAUCUGGUGGGGAUGCUUGCCGUUUAUUCUUGCCAAGUGAUGUAACCCCUGGUGAUCCAGAGCAUGGGGUCUGUAACUCUUGGUAGUGGAGAUCCUUUCAGGGUUGUUUACUAAAGUAAGAAAUCAAAGUGAAUUUCAAAUUAAAAGUGAAAAUAUCUUUGUGGGAAAAAUACAGUGAGCUAUGUUUCCAGUUAAAUUCUUAGUUUAGUGAAUAACCCUACAUAAGUACUUUCUCCAGUACUCUGUAAAUGAGGCAGCAUUGCUCUCUGAUUCUAGUCUAGCACUUAUUACUGAAAGGAGUGGACUGGUCUGCACCGACCAAAUGUCGACAAAGUGGAGCUAAAAUGGAACUUGGAAAAAAAAAAAUAAUAAUAAAAAGUAUGAGGUAUAUUAUUAUAUAUAAUAUGUAUAUAAAAGUAAAAGCAAUGUUAUGCAUUAUGUUGUUGGGAUGUAAGUUAACAAUUUUUUUAUUUUUUAUUAUUCAUUCGGCAUUAUAACAUAAAUUGUUAGAGCUCUGUUUAAUAUAUUUCAGGAAUUGUUCUUUUUCUUUUUGUUUUAGAAUACAUUUGUUUAAUGGGAAAAAUAACAAUAUGGCGGAUACCCUUCUGAAUGCUGAAAGUACUGGUGCUAAAGAAUGUCUCAAAGAUGAAACCAUUUUGAAAUCUGUUAAGGAAAACGAUAUUGUGUUUAAAAAAAUACAAGAAUCCCAAACCUCUUUUCACAAAAAUAGUUCAUUGACUGUAUCUGAAGAUUUAUCAAGGGACAAGUCUGUAAAAGCCUUAAGCAGAGUGCAGCACUCUCCAUUUGUACACACGGGUGCUCAUACAGCACCUAAUGAAAACAUUACCUUACCUAAUGGACCGGCUUCACACUCUGUAACUAAGACUUCCAGCCUGAACCCAGACCAUACUUCUAUAAACAAUGACCAGACCAUGAGUCAACAGAAAGAUUUAUGUUCAACUUUGAAUGUGGCAUAUGAUCUUCAACAGUCCACAAAGAACACUGCACAAAUGUCGAGUCAGCAAGUUUUAUUUUUGUUACCUGAUGUAGCACAUGCCAAGAAAGAAACCCAUUCCAUUCUUAAACAUCCUACCUCCUCCCAUGUUGGCUUAGACACACCUAAUGGAAAUAAUUUCCAAACGGAUAGCACUUUAGAAGGGCCAACAGAUUUCUGUGAAGAUAGGAAAAAACUAACUGUAAACGAUUUAUAUAACCAGACUCAAAGUUGUGAUACAGAUGAUUAUAUAACAGGAAAGGAUGCUAACUUGAAUACACAGAAAAACUGUGUAAAUGAGGAAAAAGCUAUAGAUGGGCCUGACAAGAACUUUGUGGUAAAGGUUGAAAAAAAGAGAAAAAGAAAGAUGGAUGGCAGUAAAAUAACUCGCUGCUAUUCUGAAGAUGCAUAUAGUGAUGUAAAUUAUAUUUCAAAGAAAUCAAAGUUAUUAAAUAUAGGUUUGAUGGAAGAGAGUGAUGAAGAACAAAUGAUGGCGCCACACAAGUUUGUACUGAAGAAUGUCAAGUCUGAAUCUUCUCUUGAUGACUCAGAAGAGCACCUUCCAAAAGAAGCGAUUGAAGCUAUCAAACAUUAUAUGUAUAAUCCAGUGUGUGACUUUUCUGAUGAGACAUCACCAGUUCAUGUUAACUCAUUAUUUUCUAAUGAUGUCCAAAAUAAUUGUGAUUCUCCGUCACCACCAACCUGCACUAAUGAUCAAGAGCCAUCAUUUUAUCCUUGCACAAAGUGCAAUGUUAAUUUUAGGGAGAAGAAACAUCUUCAUAGGCACAUGAUGUAUCAUUUGGAUGGGAAUAAUCACUUUCGCCACCUUAAUGUUCCAAGACCGUAUGCUUGUAAGGAGUGUGGGAGAACAUUUAGAGACCGCAAUUCACUUCUUAAACAUAUGAUUAUUCAUCAGGAGCGAAGGCAGAAACUGAUGGAGGAGAUUCGUGAAUUGAAAGAGCUUCAAGAUGAGGGGCGAAGUGCACGUCUGCAAUGUCCACAAUGUGUUUUUGGAACUAACUGUCCAAAGACAUUUGUGCAGCAUGCCAAAACCCACGAGAAAGAUAAAAGAUACUACUGCUGUGAAGAAUGCAACUUUAUGGCGGUUACUGAAAAUGAAUUGGAGUGCCACAGAGGUAUUGCCCAUGGUGCAGUGGUAAAAUGUUCAGUGCUGACUUCAGAUCUACCCCAAAGGAAAGUUCAGAAAAAGACUGCAUUGAAAAAUUCUUACUUACUUUCAACUAAAAAGACUGCAACCUAUAUUUGUAAGAUGUGUCCUUUUACUACAUCUGCCCGUAAUGUUUUAAGGAAGCACAUUGAUUAUGUACAUCCAUCAUCUUCCAUGGAUCAGUUUAAUGGUCCUGUUUUAGUUAAAAGGGAGAACUUUUCUGAUCAUGAACUUUUAGAUAGUGAUAGUGAAACAAAACAUUUCACAAAACAGUCCUCGUCAUUUCCAAAGAAUUCUGUCUUAAAGCAAGAUAUAAAAAGACAAUAUGGAGCUAUGACUCAAAAUAACUUUGCAAAGUUUCAUAGAAAACACAAGAUACAAAAAGCAAGGAAAAGUGCUGCUCAGUCGGUUGUCUGUGGACCUCCAAUUUCCCCAAACAAAGCCCUUCUCUUCACUAGCAAUGACCAAAAACAUCGAUAUUUUCAGCAAAUGACAAAACAAAAACAUGCUCGGGUCAGUCAUGCCUACCGAUAUGGACAGAAAUGGGAUGGCUUUAAGACACUCAAGAAGUCCAAUGAUGUAUACCCUCUAAAUUUAAAAAAAGAAAGUGAUAAUCCUGCCAACACUUUGCAUGUCCUUUCAGCAGAGCACAAUAUCCAAAACGAUCGCCUGAAUAUAGGUCCGCAGAAUCUCCAUCCAAGGAGACAUGUUGGUUUUAAAGAUCACAGAAGGGUAGGUGUUAAAAGGGUGCUAAAAUCUGAGCUUGAACGUCCUGUCACAGAGGAAGACUUGGACUGUUAUCCCGAUUUUCUUGAAAAAAUGACUUAUGCUGUUCUUAAAAAACUUGACUCCACUGAAAAAAAGGAGGACUAUGAUUCAUGGGAAAAUGGUGAGCUUUGUGAUUAUAAUUCGGAAUCACCAGAUGACACCUACGGUAAUCCAGCAAAGCAACCAGCUUACCCAAUUUUUAAAGACAAGGCAAAAGACCACCAAAACGGUGAUAACUCCAGCUUACAUUAUAAUAACAAUGAUGGUUUUUAUUUUGAGUAUUACGAAGAUGAUGAUGAUAGGUUUUUGCACGAUCCAGGUGCUACUCCUAUGGAAAAUGCUGAUUCUGGAUUGCCAAGCCACAAUUCUAUAUUCCACUGGAGUGAUCUGUCUCUUGAAAAGAAGAAUUGCCCUUACUGCCCUGCUACCUUUGAGACUGGUGUUGGAUUAUCUAAUCAUGUUCGCGGACAUCUUCAUAGAGCAGGGUUAACUUAUGAAGCACGUCAUGUGGUGUCACCAGAACAAAUUGCAACAAGUGAUAAAAUGCAGCAUUUCAGCAAGAGAACUGGCACUCCAACAAAGCGAGUGAGAAAAGGUACGGUUCACUUUUCUUCUUUUAUUUUUUUUAUUUUAUCGUUUGCUUGAUCUGUAAAUUUAGUUAGCCAGCAAAGUCUAAACUGUGCAAUACAGUAAUUAUGUGUGAAUUGCUAGUAGGUUCAGUAAUGUCACUUUUUUUUUUUUUUCCUCCCACCUCAUUAAGUAUUUAUGUGUUUUGUUGGGGACUAUAUUUAUGAUUUUGUUGGAUUUUUGUUUUAGCCUAAAAUUUCAAAUUCCCUGGCAAUUUUUUGUUUUCUGAUAGAAUUUAAUAGAACAUUAUAGGGUCAGGAAUACAAACCUGUAUUCCUGACCAUUUAGUGUUAAAAACCGUACUUGUCCCCCCCCCACCCCACCCUGAAUAUAGUAAAAACUUACCUUUUAUUGCACUCUUCCCCUGAUCUACUUCCUUGGCUAAUAUCAGAAGUGGUGAUCUCCACCAACCACAACGCUUUCCCAUAGAAAGACCGCAUAUUUGCACUAAACACGUUCAUUAUAGACCAUUGCCUAAAGUAUUAUUAAUAUGACUGGUUCUUUCAAUGUGCACAUUUUUCUUAUUGGGUAGUUCCCUUUAUUUAGAUAAAAAGAUUAAUAUAGCAAUGUUUGUGACUCAUUUCAAUAAUCCAAGUGAUGUACCGGUCAGUACCUUCAUUUUAACUUGCUUUUGAUGCACAGAAUUGCCAUUCUUGUCAUCAAAACUGUAAAUGGAGUGACAUACUUUGUUAUACCGUAGAAAACCUGCAAAUAUCCAAAAGUCCUAAGCUAUUUUUUAAAAUAAAUUUUUACACUUAAAAGGGAUAGUCUCUAGAGUAAUGCAGCAGUUUUGGUGUGUAGAUAAUUUCCCUGCAGUCAAAACUCAUUCCAUUCCAGGAUUAAAAGCUCCAAUAAGUAGAGUCUCAUUCUGCUCUAUGGUUCUGAUGUAUAGGAUCGAUAAAUUAUCAAAAAGCAGAUCAGGUCACCACAUAGGAUGAAUGGAAUUGCUAAAACUGAUAGCCCUAAUGCAGCUGCUUUCAGUUUAUACUCAUGUAAACUGUGGAAUUGCAGCAGCAUUUUAUUUAAAUUUUUUUAUGAUGCAAAUUAUCACUGCAUCCCACUCUUGUUGAUUGGGUGAAGUUGCUCUUGGCAGCAUUUACUUGCAAUAAUGCAUAUUGCUUUUGGUGCUUAGAAUUACCCUUUUCAGGUUAAAGGAACACUAUAGUGUUGGGAAUACAUACAUGUAUUCCUAACAAUGUAAUGUUUGACUGCCUGUUUAAGUGGCCGGCCCCCCUCAGAAUGGAGUUAAAAGGUUUUAAAUUUACCUUUCUACAUUACCAAGUUGGUCACGCCACGGCUGUCCACACCACCAUGGCUGAGAUCACCAAUCUUACUGAUCUUAGCCAAUCCAAUGCUUUUCCAUAAAAAGAAUCAGCAGGCUAUUGCGCAUACAUGGAAACGCAUCAAUUUACAUCUUUAUCGGGAGCGUUCUCAGAACAUGGAGACACCGAACGCCAGUGCGGCACAUCCUGCAGUACUGAAAUAGGAAUCCCUUCUAGUAGCCGUCUGAGUGACGGCAGCUAAAGGUGUUACUAGGCAGCCAUGUAAACCAUGCCCUUUUUUUUGAAAAGGCAGCGUUUCCAUUGCACAGCCUGCAUGGGACAUGAUACAGACACCAGAACAAGUACAUUAAUCUGUAGUGGUUCUGGAAACAAUAGUGUCUAUUUAAAAGCCUUGCUCUUGCCAAGUAGGAAAAUGUAAACUGCAUUCCAUGCAGAAUUGUGUGUUCGUGCGGCUCUUACAUACAUUUUUCUAUUUCAAAGCCCUUAGACUGGAGAGAAACAGUAGCAUUUCAUUGAUAUAUAAAGUUCUCCUGGAUGUAAAAUAAUAAGCAUGAUAGAUAAUUUUAUGUAGAGGUUUCUUUAUUGUACUUUGGGAAUGUAUUUAAUAUCGUCUUUUGUUUGUUUUUUCUGUGUUUCUUUCGUACUAUUCAACUAGUGGUAGAGAAAUCUGAAAGUCCUUCUGAACACACCUGCACACUCUGUGGAGGCUGGUUUGAUACCAAAAUUGGAUUAUCAAAUCAUGUUCGAGGUCACCUGAAAAGACUUGGCAAAACCAAGUGGGAUGCACACAAGUCACCGAUCUGUGUUCUCAAUGAAAUGCUGCAAAACGAAGAGAAAUAUGAACAAAUCCUCAAAGUACUGAGUGGCAGACGUACUGUUCACAGGCCAUUUGCAGCUCAGAAAUCUUCCAGUUUGGACUCUGCAAAAAACAAUUCUUUACCUCUAGACGGACACCAUAAUGGCCUAAAUUCAGAAAAUUCAGUAUCUGAUCAAGCAUCGCAGGAAAGACUGCGUUUACCAAACGAUUAUGAUGGCAGAAUUGUUCAGUCUGAAAAGGACCAGCCUGUCUCAUUAAUUGAACUUCUAAAAAUGAAAAGAUCUGGUGAUGAGAAGAAUAUGGAGACUUCCCCUCAAAAGGUCAAUCAGACUGCAAGAAAGCGGUUUAUGCAGAAAUGCCUUCUUCCAUUAAAUGAAGACUGUUCACUGGCAUGCAAUCCACAUAAAAACUUUGACUUUGCUUUGCAGUCAGGUAAGCUCGUAAUUAUACUUUCACAUUUGGUUUUUCAGUAUUUAUUAUGUUCGGUUUGCAUUGUGCAUGAAUAACCAAGUAUAAAUAGCAUUUAUAUAUGUUUUACAUUGAAAUCAUGAUCAUCCAGAAUUGUGUCUCCUUUAGAUGCACUGGUAGAAAAUCUGUUGUUUGAAACUAGCAACACGAUGCAAGCAUUUGAAUUUUUUUUUAUAGUGUAGUAUAUAUUUCUCCCACUUGCUUGCAAGACUGUAGUUUGUUGAUCAUUUGCUUAGCACAAAGAUUUUUGCAAGAAACUUCAAAUCAUUAACUUUCAUUAUUGGUUGCGCAUCCAGAGUAAUGAACAUAAAAGGCACUGAAUAAAAUGUUUUGUCUCACAGCUGUUUGCUGGUGUGUUUUUACCACCUUUUCUCCCAGCCUUCAUCAGCAACCUAAUUUAGUACGAAGCCUUUUACAGUCUUGUGGGUAAAACACUUUAAUUACCACUUUGUCAACCAGACCUUUAAUUCUGUUCAUGAGCAGGGAAAGCUCUGAGAGUCUACUAAACUACUUUUAUAGUAUAUCAUUCUUGGUUAUAUUUGUGUAACUGUAGUUAACAUUAAAGGCAAUAAAGGGUUGUUUCCCUGUAUAAAAUAGCAUUCUGAAACUUGUACAGAUUUAUUUAUGUACAUGUGUAGUCUACAUAACGCAAGAGGUGUAAAACAGCCCAUGUAGAAGGAAUCACUCCAAUUUCAAAAUCCGCGUAUAAUCUUCAAAGAUGAUGGGGAUGAUUUUUUAUGUUUAGUUAGUUAUACGUUUGUAUAGUAAUCAGUGUAAUCUUGUAAUAAAGUUGUGGAUUUGAUAUUUGUGUUUACUUAAGCACAUUGUAUUAAAUUGAAUCUAUUAUGUAAAUUAUAUAGAAGCACAUAUUCUUCUUUUUUUGUUUCUAUGAUGAGUUCCCUUGAUAUAGACAUGUCCGCCUCUGUUUUGUAAUACUGAAGUUUUCGCAUGUUCCGAAGUUUGGAUUUAGGUGAUGCGUAAUGUGUGUGUUUAGGAGAGAACUGGAUUUUAGAUUUCUUUUGACUGUUAGGUAUAUCUGCGAAGCAUAGGACCUGUGAAAAUUGCAAUACAACGUUUUCAAGUUCUGUUAGCCUGUCUAACCAUAUGCGAGCUUAUUCACGGAAGAGGAGUGCUGGACUUUUGACUGGAUCAGGUAUGUCUUUUAAAAGCAAGACAUUAUGCCAUUAUUCCCCAGGUACAGCACUCAAAUUUCAUACAUAAAACUUGAAGCAGUGAUAAAGUUUGGGAAUUUAUUAUAAUAUAUAUACAUUACAUUAAAGGAACACUUCAGGCACCAUAAGCACUACAGCUUGCAACUAAUGAUGUCCACCAAUGAGCUAAACCCUGCAAUUCAGAGCUUAGCUCAGGAGAGCUAACAAAAGCUCCUGCUUAGGAGCAUACGUCUUCUUAGCAUUAGUAUGGGUGGCGGGGAGCAAUGACUGGCUGACCUCUGGAAAGAAAUCGAACAGUUCAAAAACAUUUUCACUCCUUACAGUGUAGUGCACCAGGCCCCAGUGAGCUACUUUGGUUAUGUUGCUUGGAGUGUUCCUCUAAAUAUCCACACAUGAGGCUUGACAUCUCACCAAGGAGCUGUGGCUGCUCUAAAUGUUUCUUCUGGUGGCUCUUCUUUUGAAUAUUCUGUGCAAAGGUUUAUAGACUUUACUGCUAGACCUGCAAAAAAUCUAGAUGUUAGAUCAACUAAAACAUUUUCUUUUUGUAAUUUCCCCCCAAAAAAUACUAGUUACUUAACAUCUAAUAUUCUCAAAAAUACCAAUUAUUUUGUUACUUCAUGCUAUAUCACUGCUGUAACUUCUUGUUUUUUCCCCUUUUCCUAAAUAUAUCAACUUGUAUACAAGUUGACAGGCAAAAGCACACGCGUGUGCUGAACCUGAACCUUAGGAAUGUGCUUUUCUACCAUUACCUUUCCCAUCUGCUAUGGUGCUCUCAUUGCUUUGAGCAGAACUGAGCUAUUGUGUAGAUAUUCUAGUCAACUUUAUUCUGAAUUCAGGAGCUAUUUAAAAUUCUGGACAAAACUGCUGUCACAAAGGCCUUUAUUGUGACUGGACAAAAUAAAGCUUCUUUUAAAAGUACACUAGUUCUUACUUGCACAGCAGAAAACUUAGCUGUACACAAUUUAUUAAAAAAAUAUUUUAAACCUAUGCAUGAAAAGCCAGGAAGCGCCGCCUCUAUAACUUCAAGCAGUCUUAACCUUGCAAUGCAAUCAUUACAGUUUUACAUUUCAGUGUUAAGGGGACAAGGACACUGCACCCAGACCACUUUAAUCAGAUGAAGUAGUUUGGGUGCCUAGUGUCCCUUUAUAGAUAUUCUUAUAUAUGUAUUUGCAUUUAAAAUGUAAUUGAUUUCAUAAAUUGUUUGAUAUUUCGGUAAGUAAGCAAACUGAUUCUGUAACUUUGUAUACUAGUAUUAGAUUGCAAGCAAAAGAAAUCAAGAUCAAGAUCUGGAAGUAAGAAGAAGAUACUGCCGCUGCCUCACAGUGCUGAUGAAGUCUACAUUUUGAGAUGCAGGUACCAUAAUUAAGACAUUUAAUGCAUUAGAAUCCUAUCAGAGAGUACCUUCUCAUAUGGGUGAUUUUCAGUCAGUCUUACCAUUUUCUGUAUUUCUUGAAUAAUUCAUGAGCUUUGGGUUACUUCAAGGCUACCCUCCUCAAUGUAUUAGUACCAAAUCUCUGUCUUUGUGAUCAUUACCUUAAAGCAGCAUUGUCACAAGCAGAAACCUGUUUUUUUUUUUUCCAAGUCUGUUAAUUUAUGGUAACACUUAAAAUGGUGUCACUCUGCAGAUUUUGCUUAUAUUUAUUUAUAAUUCACAGUUUUUUUUAGUUCUACAAGUUUACUUUAGCUAAAUAUUUAAUUCUAAUAUUUACCUAAAAUAUAGGGGUUAGCACGGAGAGAUCUACAACAAGGAUUGAUUGACACGUGGGAGUAUAACUUUUUUUGUUUUAAAGAGCAUUAAAGUUAAAAUCUUGCAUAAGAUUUAGAUUAAUUUUAAUCCUCUCUAAUAUUAGUCCUUGUUGUGUGUGCCAUGGCAGUUACACUUUAAUACCUUCUCUGUUUACACCAGCAGCUACACACCAUUACUUAUUGCAUGCUUUCCCUCCCUCUUCCUUUCUAAAAUUAGAAUAUGUGUAAAGGAGUCAUUAUCAGACUGGAACAAUUUAAAUGGAGUACAAGAGAAAUGGAAUUAUUUAAAAGUUGCACUACCGAAGGCAACAGAAAAUUGCAUUAGGCUUGUCGGUAAAAGCAAAAAAAAUUAAGAAACCACUGUGGUACUCUGCAGAAUAGUAAAAAAAAAAAUACCCAAAAAGUUAGCAUUUAGCAAUUAUAAAAAAAAAAAAAAAGAGUGAGGAAGAUAGAUCUAUAAGAUUAGGCAGAAAGAGGCUAAGCACGUUAUAAGAACUUCCAAAUCACACACAGAAGAAAAAAUAGCACUGUCAGGAAAAAAAGGGGACAAAACAUUUUUUAGAUACGUAAAUGAGAAAAGGAAAGUAAAACAAGGAUUAGUUAGAUUAAAAACAAAAGAAGGAAGGUAUGUAGAAGAGGAUAAAGGUCUAGCUGACUGCCUCAAUUAAUAUUUUUGUUCAGUAUUUACAGAUGAAAAUGAAGGAAAGGGACCUCAAUUAGGUAAAAAGGACAAAUGAGUCAUUUAUUACACGUGAGUUUACAGAGGAAGAGGUUUUAUUUCAACUGUCAAAAGUAAAGACAAAUAAGUCAAUGGGACCUGAUGGAAUACACCCAAAGUUAUUAAAAGAGCUUAGUGGUGUACUAGCAAAACCAUUAACAGAUUUAUUUAACCAAUCAUUGUUAACAGGAGUAAUCCCAGAAGAUUGGAAGUUAGUGAAUGUUGUGCCCAUUCACAAGAAAGGUAAUAGUGAGGAGUCAGGCAACUAUAGGCCAGUAAGCCUUCAAUAGUGGGAAAAGUAAUGGAAACCAUGUUAAAGGAUAGGAUUGUUGAACAUCUAAAAUCACAUGGAUUUCAAGAUCAGAGACAACAUGGGUUUACUUCAGGGAGAUCAUGCCAAACUAAUCUUUUGAUUGUAUUGAUUUUUUUGAUUGGGUAACUAAAAUAAUAGAUCAGGGUGGUGCAGUAGAUAUUGCUUACCUAGAUUUCUAUAAGGCUUUUGACACUCUUGCACAUAGAAGGCUUAUCAAUAAACUGCAAUCUUUAAGUUUGGAUUCCAAUAUUGUACAAUGGGUAACGCAGUGCCUGAGUGACUGGCAGCAGAGGGUUGUAUUUGAAGCAUGGGCUUGUCACCAGUGGGAUACCGCAGUGAACUGUACUUGGACCCAUUCUCUUUAAUAUUUUUAUUAGUAUUAUUGCAGGUCUUGAUGGUAAGGUAUGUCUUUCUGCGGAUGAUACUUAGAUUUGCAACAGUGUUGAUGUUCCAGGAGGGAUAAGCCAAAUGGCAAAUGAUUUAGGCAAACUAGAAAAAUGGUCAGAGCUGAAGCAGCUGACAUUUAAUGUGAAUAAGUGCAAGAUAAUGCAUCUUGGGCGUAAAAACAGAGUAUAGAAUAUUUGAUAGAGUCCUAACCUCAACAUCUGAGGAAAUGGAUUUGGGGGUAAUUAUUUCAGAUGACUUGAAGGUAAGCAGACAAUGUAACCGAGCAGCAGGAAAAGCUAGACGAAUGAUUGGUUGUAUAGGGAGAGGUAUUCGCAGUAGAAAGAAAGUGCUCAUGCCAUUAUACAGAACAUUGGUGGGACCUCACUUGGAGUAUUGUACGCAGUACUGGAGACAGUAUCUCCAGAAGGAUAUUGAUACAUUAGAUAGAGUUCAGAGAAGGGCUACCAAACUGGUUCAUGGAUUGUAGGAUAAAAUUUACCAGGAAAGGUUAAAGGAACUUAACAUGUAUAGCUUGGAGGAAAGACGAGACAGGGGGAUAUGGUAGAAACAUUUAAAUACAUAAAGGGAAUCAACACAGUAAAGGAGGAGACUAUAUUUAAAAGAAGAAAAACUACCACAACAAGAGGGCAUAGUCUUAAAUUAGAGGGGCAAAGGUUUAAAAAUAUUAGGAAGUAUUACCUUACUGAGAGAGUAGUGGAUGCAUGGAAUAGCCUUCUAGCUGAAGUGGUAGAGGCUAACACAGUAAACGAGUUUAAGCAUGAGUGAGAUAGGCAAAAGGCUAUCUUAACUAUAAGAUAAGGCUAGGGACUAAUGAAAGUAUUUAGAAAAUUGGGCAGACUAGAUGAGCCGAAUGGUUCUUAUCUGCCGUCACAUUCUAUGUUUCUAAUAUAAACUUACUCUGCUGGCUUAAUCUGCCCACCAAUGUCACUUCACUCUUCCCAAUAAUGCUUCUUGAAUCCAAAUUCUUAGGUGGUGUAUAUGCUGAUUGCACAUACCGUAGAUUGACCUUUUACUCAAUCCCACAGUGUAAUCAGAAUAUGCUGUCUUUAGAUAUUAAAAUGUUUUUACUUUCUGAUUAAUAGGUUUUGUGGACUUGUCUUUCGUGGUCCUUUGUCUGUGCAAGAAGACUGGAUAAAGCACUUGCAACGUCACAUUGUUAAUGCAAAUCUUCCACGGACUGGAGCUGGUAUGGUUGAAGUGGAACCACUAAUAAAAAAGACCCCAUCAAUCACUGACACUUCAUAUUCUUUAUUAAUUGGGGAAGCGGCUACAUAAACGCAAUCCGUGAAAAGAAAAACAAGAGUUUAACUGAUGUACAUUGGACCUGAUUUUUUUUUUUUUUUUUUGUGGGUUUUUUUUAUGUCAUUGCUACAUUUGUUUAUAAUGAAAAGGACAACAAAUACUGAUUAGCCACAACCUGAAAAUAAACUCUUACCAUAUUUGGUCUUGAAAUGUUUAAAAUUGGAACAUAUUUUAGAAUGUGUUUCAGACAGUGUUCAGUAGAACAGUCUUUGCUCAUGAGUGUUUUUUAUUUCUCACCAAGCUCCCACUGUUAUACAAUUGGAUCAUGAAAUGUUAGCAUAUCCAUAUUUCCAAAAACCCCUGGAUGUGCAGAAAUUCUGAAUGUUUUUGUUAUAUCAAGAAAAAAACUCUUCAAUGUAUUUUUUUUUUAAUUUAGGGCAUUAAGUAUUACUGUGUACUGCAGAGUUCAGAGGACUGUUCCAUUCAAAUAAGGCAAUCAGUAUAAUACUGUAUAAAUGUAUGUGUUUCCUUUCUUUUUUUAUUUUAAUUACACAGAGGCUUUUGUACUAAAAAGUGGAGGGUGAAUUGUUUAAUCGCUAUUUCUGAAAAAGUGUAUAUAGUACUGGAAACUAUUGUUGUAAGCAAAUAUUCUUUAUUUCAGUUGCAUUUCUCACUAACUGGUGCAUCCAUGCUACCUCCUAUUUUGUCAACAAAGAUGUAUUUACCCAAUGACAUUUCUUAUGUAGAUUUCGAGCAAACUUUUCUUAUAGCAAAAAUCCACUUAUUCAUUUCUCUUUUAAUGUUUUAUCCUAGUGAGUUUGGCUCUUUUAGUACUUUUAUGAUUAAACACGUUUCUGUAUAAGUAGCUUUCUCACCACCGUUUAAAAAAGUGUUUCUGAUUUUCGGUUUAGCUCCACACUUGAGCAUUUUAGCUAAAGUUUAAUAUUUCAACAUAUGAGAAUGUUUACAAUUGAACUUUUAGAACUCGUUUUGAAUGUGAUUGUGUAUGAAAAUUGUGUAACACUAUGCUCGUGCAAAGGGCCUACUUACAAAAAUAUUGAAAUAAAUGUUUUGUGAGAAUGGAAUAUUGUGAUUCAUCUGUCUUUGUAUUAAAGGAAAACUCCAAUGGAAUUUUGUUUUACAGUUAGUAAAUAUAUCCCCAAAUGUAAACAUGCAUUCUGUAAAUUAUACAGAAAUUUUAAUUGUGGUUUUGUGGGGGGUUUAUCUAAAAACAGCUUGACGGUGUCUUGUCCAAGCCUGACCGUGGCUGUCUAGCUAAAAACUUCCUAAUGCAGGUCAUUGUGAAGUCUCUGCAAAGCAGGUGCUCUGAACAAUUCCUACAUCUUGGGUUUAGCUCAACUAAACUAAACAACCACGAAAAAAUAGGACCAGUUUUUUGAUUGAUAGCCAGGGGGUGUAAAAAAG